GCCCGCCAGGGUGUGCGUCUAUGUGCGAGUGCGCCUCCCUGGGCGUCCAGCGCGCCGCGAGCAGAGCCCCGCUGCCGAACUGCGCGCUUCUGCUGCCGACGUUGCGCCGCUGGGGCUGCGGAUCCCGCGCAACUUGGGCUCGUGCUCGAGAUCCACCGGCGGUGAGUGCGGAAACAGCGCGUUGGCGGGGAAGUCUUGGGUCUGGAGAGCGGGAAAGGGCCGCCGGGGAGCCCGGCGCGCGUCUCGCCCUUCUGCAACUCCAGCAGACUGUUGCAUCAGACGCGCCGAGCGGGACGCCAGCAUGCUGCGAGGAAAGCGGGCCAGGCCGAGACCCUCGCCCCGUUCCCCGCCUCCGAUCUCCCGAUCCAGUGGCGCCUCUUUGGAGAGGCCCCGAUGGGCGCAAGAGCCCGAUCCGUCGAGCAUUGCCGGAGUUGCGACGGGAGGGAAGGAAAUCGCCCUUGGAACAAAACUCCCAAGUUUUGGGUGGGUCGGCGGGCGAGGAUCAAGAUGUAGCCAGAAAGGGGUUAGUUGGGAGGAGGCGAAUCGUGGUGGGUGGCGGCGCGCAUCGUGGGCAGGCCGGGUCCUCGUCGGUGGGCUUGGCUGGCAGCGCAGGGGUUAAACCGAGAGGACCCCCCCCCUUUUGGAGGCCUCUGCAGGGAAGCGGCGGCUUGCAAGGAGGAGGGGAGACCAGCUCGUCAGGCUCUGCUCGCGUGUCGCUCCAGACCCGUGUGAAAGGGGCUUCUUGUGGUGCCCAGAGGCGCUGCCGUUGCCACGUGGGCUCCCAAAGGCGAUGCAGGCGGACGGGGCCCCGGGAGGUGUCUCCGGGCCUGCGAUCGGAUCUCAUCAGAGUUUAAAAGGGGGGGGUAAUAAUAAUCCAAGCAGAAAGGAGGCGGCAGCAGCAGCAGAAAAAAGUAACGCAGAGUAGCCAUUUGUGUGUGUUAAAAAGCCAGGUGUCCUGGAUUCAAAUCCUGCACAGUUUGAAGAAAGGGGCAUGGAGGGGACUAGGAGUAGUGUGGGGGUCAGCGGGCAAGAACGACUGUUCCUGGGCAGCAGCACAUAUAUCUGUUUAUUAUUCACUUCUCUUGAGUGUAAAAAAACAAACGUCAAUGCGGUUUUAAAACCACAACAUCGCACUUAUUGUCCUCAAUUGCAAACUCCUGGUUGUACAUCCUCCUGCAAAAUGGAUUAGAAUUCCUGCUUUAUGUAUGGCUCUGAAAGGCUAAAAAAUUGGGGUAUAAUCAACCAACAUUAAUAAAGUCCCGUUGCAAUGCAAAAGUGGCUAAUUUUUUUGCUGGAUCAUGCCCCGUAAUCAUUACUUUCUUAGUGUGGCCCCAUGUUAAGAUCCUAAACUGCAAUCCAACACUUUUUAGGGCGUUUUUGCUUCUGAGUAGUCCUGCUUUGUUAGGAUUUUGCUGUAAGGGUAGCUAGUCCUCAUGAAGUGGCCCUGAGCUGUUUGGGAUCUCCCUCAAUGGAGGGUGGGAUCUUGUUGUGGAAGCUGAGAAGAGCAAUUCCAAAGGAUCUGGGGAAGCCUUUCACCUGUUCAACGGGUGUCUUAUUUAUUUACAGAUCGGAUUUCUUAUCCGCCCUCCACUAUGAGGUCUCAGAAAUGAGUUUCGACAAUGCAGUGGUACCUCAGGUUACAUACGCUUCAGGUUAUACACUCCACUAAUCCAGAAAUAGUGCUACAGGUUAAGAACUUUGCAUCAGGAUAAGAACAGAAAUCGUGCUCUGGCAGCGAGGCAGCAGCAGGAGGCCCCAUUAGCUAAAGUGGUGCUUCAGGUUAAGAACAGUUUCAGGUUAAGAACAGACCUCCGGAACGAAUUAAAUACUUAACCUGAGGUACCACUGUAUAAUAAUACAAUAUUAAAAUCAAUUUGCAACAGAUUAGUAAACAGUUGAAACAAUUUGCAUCUGAAGAAUAGGAUGGGGCCUAAAAAAUAAAACUAAUUUGUGAAAGGCCAAGGCAAAGAGAUGCAUCUUCAAUAAAUGUCGAAUACCAUACCACAGGGGUGCCCAAACUUUUUUCAAAGAGGGCCAUGUUUGAUGAAGUGAACAUGCAUGUUGAGCUUUUUUUUACAAUUUUACCCAAGGGCAUAUACUGCCAUAGGGGCUGGAUUAAAUCGACCAGCGGGCCGGAUUAGGCCUCCAAAACAGACUUUGAACAUGCCUGCUAUACCACGAAAGUGACACGUGCAUCUCUGUGAGAAGUGAAUCUCACAGUUUAGGGGGCGCUACUCGGUCCCUGCUCCUGCCAACCUAGCAGUUCGAGAGCACGUCAAAGUGCAAGUAGAUAAAUAGGUACCACUCAGGCGGGAAGGUAAAUGGCAUUUCCGUGCGCUGCUCUGGUUCGCCAGAAGCGGCUUAGUCAUGCUGGCCACAUGACCCGGAAGCUGUACGCCGGCUCCCUUGGCUAAUAAAGCGAGAUGAGCACCACAAUCCCAGAGUCAGUCACGAAGGUCGUGGUUUGAAUCCCCGUUACGGGGUGAGCGCCCGUUGCUCGGUCCCAGCUCCUGCCAACCUAGCAGUUUGAAAGCACGAAGUACAAGUAGAUAAAUAGGUACUGCUCCGGCGGGAAGGUAAGAGGCGUUUCCGUGUGCUGCUCUGGUUCACCAGAAGCGGCUUAGUCAUGCUGGCCACAUGACCCGGAAGCUGUACGCCGGCUCCCUCGGCCAAUAAAGCGAGAUGAGCGCCGCAACCCCAGAGUCGGUCACGACUGGACCUAAUGGUCAGGGGUCUCUUUACCUUUACCACAAAGAAUUCUCUCUCUCAAGCCACCACCCUCCAAAGCGGAGGUGGGUGGAUGAGAGGGGUUUGGGGUCUGUGUUGUUCAGGGUUUAAGACACUAAUGUCCAGCACUUUGAGUUGGGCUUGGGAAUGUACUGACAAGCUGCAUGCAGCUGUUUCGCAACAGGGGUUAUUCGAGUAAACCGGACCCCAGCCACUCAUCUGGCUUCAUUCUAAACCUCUUGACACUUUCAAGGCAUCUCCAAGGGCAGCCCCACGUAGAGCGCAUUGCAGUAAUCCAACCUGGAAGGUAGCAAAGCAUGGAGCACCAUGGCCAAGUCAUCUCUGUCCAAAAGGGGUUGCAUCAGGUGAACGCACUGGAGCUGGUAAUAUGCACACCUGAGGGCACCCAUGUCUCCAGGGACAACAUUGGAUCCAGGAGUACCUCCAAGCUAGGUAAAGGUAAAGGUACCCCUGACCCUUAGGUCCAGUCGCGGACGACUCUGGGGUUGUGGCGCUCAUCUCGCUUUAUUGGCCGAGGGAGCCGGUGUACAGCUUCUGGGUCAUGUGGCCAGCAUGACUAAGCCGCUUCUGGCGAACCAGAGCAGCGCACGGAAACGCCGUUUACCUUCCCGCUGGAGCGGUACCUAUUUAUCUACUUGCACUUUGACGUGCUUUCAAACUGCUAGGUUGGCAGGAGCAGGGACCGAGCAAUGGGAGCUCACCCCGUCGCGGGGAUUCGAACCACCGACCUUCCGAUUGGCAAGCCCUAGGCUCUGUAGUUUAGACCUGCUAUUUCCAGGGGGAGGUGCCAUUUCCUUAAUUCUUGGACACAGGAACUUGCAGCACAUCCCAAAUCCAUGUGGUCACCUCCUCCAAGCACUGAACCACUUCCCAUUCAGAUGGAACAGAGGGGUGGAGCUGGGUGCCAACUGCCUACUGAUGGCACCUCAUCCCAAAUCUGAUGACGGGUCCCAGUGGCUUCGGGCAGAUGUUAAAUAGCAUGGGGGACGAGACGGAGCCUUUGGGGUGCCAUAGGGCGGUUCCCAAGGUGCAGAACACCUUGCCUCCUCUCCUCCUCCCCCAUAAUUGUUUUCUGAAAAGGGCUUUGAAGGUAGGAGUGGGACCGCAGUGUAGCACCCACAACACCCACUUUCUAGAAGGAUCUCGUGGUCACACUUCCCCAUCUCUCUCUGCAAAUGCCAUCAAGCAGAAUGAACAAUGUAUUUUCAGCGAAACCAGCCUGAAAUGGGUCUGAGCAUACCUGAAGCUGGGCUGCAACCACUGCUUUGAAUAAGGUAAUGGUAAAGGGACCCCUGACCAUUAGGUCCAGUCAUGACCAACUCUGGGGUUGUGGCACUCAUCUCGCUUUAUUGGCCAAGGGAGCCGGCGUACAGCUUCCGGGUAAUGUGGCCAGCAUGGCUAAGCCGCUUCUGGUGAACCAGAGCAGCACACGGAAACGCCGUUUACCUUCCCACCAGAGCAGUACCUAUUUAUCUACUUGCACUUUGACGUGCUUUUGAACUGCUAGGUUGGCAGGAGCAGGGACCGAGCAACGGGAGCUCGCCCCGUUGCGGGGAUUUGAACCGCCGACCUUCUGAUUGGCAAGUCCUAGGCUCUGUGGUUUGACCCACAGCGCCACCCUAACCCUUACCGCUUUGAAUACCUUGCCCCAAAAAGAGGAUAUUUGCCAGUGGGUGACGGCUCCCAUUACUCCAAUGAAACAUUCCUUGGAUCCACCCAGUCCACUCCUCCUUUUUUUGCUUGCUCUAAGCUACCAAGUUGAAUGAAGAUUGAGAGGGCAGGUGUUCGGCCUCCUAAAUAUUAGGAUUGCUGUACUAGGCAUGGAUUAAUUAACCCUUAAUAUCCUUCAAGCAUUUUGUCAUAUGAUCAGUAAAAGGGGUUGUUUCUGCAGCUUUUCAGAGGAUAAUUAUGGGUAGAGGGUGACAUUUACCCAGUCUCUUAGGCAGGCUAAAAUGGCAGACUUCUGGGUAGGAUGAAAAGGCAGCAAAAUGUCGGUUUUUUAAAUUAAUUACAUUUCAUAUUUUCUGCAGCAAGUACCAAAUAUUUUGGGCUGCCGCAGACUUCCUUCUCUUUCCCUGCUUCCAUCUGAUCAUCCUGUGUCUCUGAUUUAGGAUGAUAUUUAUUUUUAAACCUGGAUGCUUAUCAACCCCUUUUCUCAUUCUGACAUGGGAACCACCGCAGUUCAAGUAUUGCCCGGAGGAACUGCUGGUUCACACAUGCACCUGUAAUAUAUCUGCACACAUCUCCACCCUUGGUGACUGGCUACUGAACGUGUGAACUGACUCCCAUCGGAGACAUCCUUGUGUCUGAAAGGAUGUGUGGGGAAGCUAAGAGUUCUGCCUGUGGUUUCCAGUGUGAUGGCGCUCGGUGCAAGACAGCCCUAGAUCUUGCAGCCCUGAGUGUGCAUGUGUGAACCAGCCCUUGGCUGGCACCUGAGUGCUGUGACGGAGCAGACUCCACUGAAAAGGGAUGGGCAUGAGGCGAUGUGGGCAUUGUAACUCUGGUGUCAGAUCUUUGGCAGCCCUUUUUCGCCUACACGGCGCUGGUGCUGUCGUCAAACGAUGAGCAUGCAAUGGGUAGAACAGCUGUGAUGUGCCUCAGAGUAGCAUUCUUUCCCAAUUCCUGCAAGUUGCAGCCUGGGCUCAAUGGAAAACAGCCUUGCAGGGCCGUUGGUCCUUAGCGGCCAUGGAUACCAUUCCCUGCCUCCUGAGCCAGCCAGGAUCAUUUUGGAACCACCUGGAAAGGGACCAAACUCCGUGUGUCUCAGUCCCAUCUCCCCCACCCCUGAAUCCUGGGAGGAUUGCUCCUGUAUCAGUGCCCACAAGUCCGUGCCCUUUUCCUAUUUGCAAUCUUUCCCCAGGCUUGGAGCCCACACAGAUCACCCUGUUUUUAUCUCUAGGCACGAAGGCUUUGCGUGUCAUCUCCUGGGACAGAGAACUGGGCCUGCAGUCCCUACUAGGGAGAGUGGCAAUGGAAGGGGAGCUUUUCCACACAGCUGGUCUUAAUGUCUCCUGUUUCCCGCUGCUUCAGAGAAGGAGAGCGCAUGUCGUCUUCUCCCGGGUUCGGCCCUGAGUGGCGCAAGUCCUUCUGGCCGAGCGCAUGUGCCCACAAUUGCAUGGGGGAAACGGAAGGAAGAAGGGGGCCAGAGGCAGCUGGAAGCAAUUUCGCCGUUUCCCAACACCCCCACCCGGAUGGUGACCAGAAUAGCUGCGGCUUCCUUUGUGAAGGGCUUGGCUGGGAAACAAGGCAUGUGGGAACUGGUUCAGGCAGCAGCAGGGCUGGCAUGGAUGUUGGUAUUGGGCUCCAGACAGCUACUGCCCGUUGUUGAGUGCUCUGUGCAUAAGAUAGCAUAUGGAUGUGGGAGGGUGUGAAAUUUGCGCAUGUUUCAGGGCUUGUGCUUGGUUUGGCAGUGGUGCUUUUUAAACAUGUCCUCCCCUCUUGAACUUCACUUUGCUGUUGCCACAGACAGCUCUUGGCUUCCUCCUCCAUUACCCCUCCUCCCACCCCAUGGUGCUUUGCCAUGUGUUGAUCUGGGGUGAGGGGGGGGGAGAGGAUGGCUGUAUGUGUCAUGUCGUGUGUGUAUUAAUUGGACUAUGUACAUUAAUACAGUGGACGCUCGGGUUGCGAAUGUGAUCCGUGCGGGAUGCACUUUCACAAGCCUCAGCAGCACGUCUGCGCACGCGUGGGUUGUGAUUCGCGCUUCUGCGCAUGCACGUCUCCCAAAACCCGGAAGUAACCCGUUCCGGUACUUCCGGGUUUCGGCGGGUCCAUAACCUGAAAAAACGCCACCUGAAGCAUCUGUAACCCACCGUAUGACUGUACACAAAACUUGCCUGCUCUACGAGUAGUCCAUAGGGUGGCAACAUGAGAAUGGGCCUUUUCUGUGGUGGCUCCCCACUUAUGGCAUGCUCUCCCCAGGGAGGCUUGCCUGGCACCUUCCUUACAUAUCUUUAUGCCCUGCAAAAAAGUUCCUCUUCAGUCAGGCCUUUGGCUGAUGAAACAUUCUAUGGCCUUUUAAAUGUGUUGGGGGUGGUGGUUGGGGGUUUGUUUUUGCUCUUGUUCUUGUUACUAUUAUGUACAGUACUUUUGUAUUUUUAUGUUGUGAACCGCCUUGUGAUCUUUGGAUUAAUACUAAUACUAAUAACAUCCCCUAAGUUCCACACCAAGGAAAUCCAUGUUCCGGAUGCAGAACUGUGUUACGCAAAUCUGCAUCUGAAAAAAAAAUUAUUAUUAUUAUUUUUUGCUUGCCUGUUGGCUCAUUAUAUUCAUUAGUUGCCUCUAGGUGUUUUGACCGCACUGCCCAUCAGCCCUUCGAGGGCAGCAGGUUGGGGGCAGGCUGGUCUAAGUUACUGAGGUAACUAACAAUUAAUACAGUUUCACAACAAUACAAGACCAUCAGGUUUUUCCUGGGGGUACUCAAGGGUUCGCAGUACAGUGGUACCUCGGGUUACAUACGCUUCAGGUUACAUACGCUUCAGGUUACAGACUCCGCUAACCCAGAAAUAGUACCUCGGGUUAAGAACUUUGCUUCAGGAUGAGAACAGAAAUUGUGCAGCGGCAGUGGGAGGCCCCAUUAGCUAAAGUGGUGCUUCAGGUUAAGAACAGUUUCAGGUUAAGAACAGACCUCCAGAACAAAUUAAGUUCUUAACCUGAGGUACCACUGUACCAGCACCCCCAACGUUAAAAGUCUGGCACUUACAGUAUCAACUUCAUGGUGAGUCCUGGAACAUUUAUUUAUUUUUUUAAAAAAAGCAUUGAAUACAAUCAAAUAACAGUAUGCAAACCCAGUAAAACAACCAUAACUGAGGAGCGAACAACUUAAUUCUAGUGACGGUCAUUGUAUCUGCUGGCAGGCAGACUUCAGGUUUCUGGGAAUCUGUUUUGUUUUGUUACUCCAGGGGUGAGGAAACUUUUUGGCUCAGGGGCCGGAUCGUUAUCUGGGCCAACUUUGAUAAGGGAGGACAGGACAGCCUCAUAUCAAUUACGGUAACUGAUGCCAUCAUGAUGUCAGGUGAUUGACAAGUGGGUUGUCCCACCCACCUGCCAGAACUUUAAUUGAAACUGCUCUUGAAACAGAGCUUCCUUCCUUCCGUUUUCUUGUUUAGUUGUGUCCGACUCUUUGUGACCCCCUGGACCAGAGCACGCCAGGCACUCCUGUCUUCCACUGCCUCCUGCAGUUUGGUCAAACUCAUGCUGGUAGCUUCGAGAACACUGUCCAACCAUCUCGUCCUCUGUCGUCCCCUUCUCCUUGUGCCCUCCAUCUUUCCCAACAUCAGGGUCUUUUCCAGGGAGUCUUCUCUUCUCAUGAGGUGGCCAAAGUGUUGGAGCCUCAGCUUCAGGAUCUGUCCUUCCAGUGAGCCCUCAGGGCUGAUUUCCUUCAGAAUGGAGAGGUUUGAUCUUCUUGCAGUCCAUGGGACUCUCAAGAGUCUCCUCCAGCACCAGAAUUCAAAUUCACUAUAAUUCCUUCCUUUUUAGCAGAAAUUUAAAUGAAAAUCACUUCAUGCUAUUCGACGGGGGAUGGGAGGACACCUUGUUCCAGCAAAGGAGCGGCUGGUCCCAGUUAUUCCUUCGCAGCCACAUGGGUCCCUGUCCCAGACUUGAUGUCCCCGGUCCACCCACCCCGUACCAUGGGAGGGUCCGUCCAGAGAGGAGUUUGGAUGCUAGCAGGCCCCUGGGGUGACUUGGUGUAAAUCGGCUCCUGUUCCCUUAAGGCUGAUGCCCACUUGCCUCUCUGGCCGGGGUUUUUGGUUUGUGUUGUUGAUUUCAAUAUGACACAGUUUUGGAGUUGGGCUGCACACAUUCCUGGGUAGAUUAACCUACUAAAUAAAAGCUUUAAGGCUGCAAAUCUGUGCACGCUUUUCCUGGAAGUAAGCCCCCUCAAACACAGUGUGGCUUACUAGGAAGCAAGUGUUCAUAAGAUUGCAUAACUUAAGCUGUGUGUUCCUUUUUUCUUUUUCCCCCCUUUAGCUUCUGGUGUGAGUUGAGCAAUACUUUUUUAUUUCAAAGGUGGUCCCUCGGCGCCUUCUGACAAAGACUGUCAAUAACUUUUCCUCAUUAGGCUGCAAGUGAUUUAAAAGCUUCUCUAAAUGUCACCCCAAAAGAACCUACCGUAUGUAGUUUUUAGCAAAAUGCAAAUGUUGGUUAGUAACUCCAAAUAGAAAGAUCUUAGGAAAUACUUUGCUGUCCUUGUUUUGAAAGGCCUGGACCAUUCCUCGUAGUGAAAGGGGGAGUCAGGUUGAGUGGCUUAAACACAGGGCUCACCUUGCUUGUUUUUGUGCAUUAGUUUUUGUGCAACACGCACACAAAAUUAUCCUAUUUUUGGCAUUGGAAAGAGUAGGACUUUUCUGGUUUUGUUUACCAGUGUGGUGUAGUGGUUAAGAGCGGUAGUCUCGUAAUCUGGGGAACCGGGUUCGAGUCUCCGCUCCUCCACAUGCAACUGCUGGGUGACCUUGGGCCAGUCACACUUCUCUGAAGUCUCUCAGCCUCACUCACCUCACAGAGUGUUUGUUGUGGGGGAGGAAGGGAAAGGAGAAUGUUAGCCGCUUUGAGACUCCUUAAAGGGAGUGAAAGGCGGGAUAUCAAAUCCAAACUCUUCUUCUUCUUCUUCUACUUUAGAUAAAGCAGGCAUCAAUUAAGUGUUCUGUAACAUGCUUAAAAGGGACGCGGGUGCCGCUGUGGGUAAAACCUCAGUGCCUAGGACUUUCUGAUCGUGAGGUCGGCGGUUCGAAUCCCCGCGGCGGGGUGAGCUCCCGUCGUUUGGUCCCAGCUCCUGCCAACCUAGCAGUUCGAAAGCACCCCUAAGUGCAAGUAGAUAAAUAGGGACCGCUUUAUAGCGGGAAGGUAGACGGCGUUUCCGUGUGCUGCGCUGGUGCUGGCUCGCCAGAUGCAGCUUCGUCACGCUGGCCACGUGACCCGGAAUUGUCUUCGGACAGCGCCGGCUCCCGGCCUCUUGAGCGAGAUGAGCGCGCAACCCUAGAGUCGGUCACGACUGGCCCUGUCGGGCAGGGGUACCUUUACCUAACAUGCUUAAAAAAUGAAAUGUGUUAUUUUUCCAUCUAUAUGCCAAAAGCUUAAGUGCCUUGAUUCUUCCAUUGACUGCAUGUUCAACGCAAAGGUUGCCUCACACUUCUGUCUCUAUUCCUGGGAAUCUGGAUGCAUUUCUGCACAGCUGCUCUGUUUCUCCUCCUGAUGCUGUGGGCUCACAUUCAGCACACCUGACAGUUCACCUAUACAGUACUAUGCCUGGAUGCAGAAUGUAUUUGCAAACAAGAAUGCAGCAUGUCAGUUAAAAUCUGGCUUUUGAAACAGGGAGCUGGAUUUUGACAGUGUUGUCUUCCGCUUUAAAGCAACGCAAGUUUCUAGUUCUCAUGUUUGCUUUUUGGUGGGGAAGGGGACAAUUCAAAACACGUAGGAGAUAGUUCAUAGGGUGCAGUGGUGUCUUGCAAUGCUAUCAGCAGCAACAAACUACAUCUUGCCUCGAGGUGGCUAACCCCACAGUUGGCAGACUUUUUCUCACUCGCCACGUCACUGCCGAUUUUGGCAGUGGUGACAAAAACCAUUUCUUUAAAAGUAGAUACAUGAUGGGGUGGGGUGAAACCUAAUGCCUUGAAGGGGUGCAGAUCCCCUCUAUUCCAGUUAUCAAAUUGAUCAUUUAUUGAGUUGGGGGGGGGAAUAACCUCCCCUCCUGAGCUGAACUGCAUAGGUUAGCUGAGGUGUAGGAUCUUGUGUGUGUGUGCAAAACUCGGUGUGUGGAGACUAUAUGUACUCUGGGAGCAUGGAUUGCACACUGCCUCCACAGCCCCACCCAGGCAAGCUUGUCUCAGCAAACAGCCCCACACUGGAUUUGACCAGGACCCUCAUGUAAAAGUCCAAUCUUGGUAUGCCUGAAUAUCCUGGUUGUGUUCAAUAUAUUUUUUUUAAUUUUUAGGUAGGUUUUUUAAAAAAUCAUGAUUCCAGACCUGCUCCUUUUCCCUAAUUCAAAAUCUGGGACAGGCAUACUGGAGAGAUACUUUUUUAUUUUGCUAUUACAGUGGUGCCUCGGGUUACAUACGCUUCAGGUUACAGACUCCGCUAACCCAGAAAUAGUACCUCGGGUUAAGAACUUUGCUUCAGGAUGAGAACAGAAAUCGUGCGGCGGCAGCGGGAGGCCCCAUUAGCUAAAGUGGUACCUCAGGUUAAGAACAGUUUCAGGUUAAGAAUGGACCUCUGGAACGAAUUAAGUACGUAACCCGAGGUACCACUGUAUUUGUUUUUUCAGGAUGAUGCUUCCACCCAUGCCAUUUUGCCUCCAAGGAACUCAAGGCAGCAUUCAUGAUUCCUUAGGUUGAGGGAUAGUAACAGGCCCACAGUCAGGCGGUGAGCUUCAUGGCUGAGUGGUGAUUUUAACCCUGGUCUCCCAGACCCUAGUCUACUUUAUAUUUCUUCAUUUUAUUCCAUGCUGUGACGUGAAGCCACACUAGAAAUGGUGACAGCAGAGACCCCCUACUGAACUAAGACAAGACACUUAAGUGCUGAGUACCGUAUUAAUAAAGUUUCAGGGUUUUGGUAUCCACUGUUUCUUUGCAAAGGAAAGAGGAUAGGGAGAGAACAGGGACAGGUAGAGAAGCAGUUGUGACAGCAAGAACCCAGGUGAGCAAAGGUGAGGCACUUUUGAGUUUAGUGAGGUGCUGAGCCUUUGUAGGGACGCGGGUGGCGCUGUGGGUUAAACCACAUAGACUAGGGCUUGCUGAUUGGAAGGUCGGCGGUUCGAAUCCUCACGACGGUGUGAGCUCCCGUUGCUCGGUCCCAGCUCCUGCCAACCUAGAAGUUCGAAAGCACGCCAAAAAGUGCAAGUAGAUAAAUAGGUACCGCUCCAGCAGGAAGGUAAACUGCGUUUCUGUGCACUGCUCUGGUUUCGCCAGAAGCGGCUUGGUCAUGCUGGCCACAUGACCCGGAAAAACUGUCUGCAGACAAACGUCGGCUCCCUCGGCCAAUAAAGCAAGAUGAGCGCCGCAACCCUAGAGUCGUUUGUGACUGGACUUAACUGUCAGGGGUCUUUUACCUUUUUUUUAAAGCCUUUGUAAAACUGCAGUGUCCACAGCAUCAUUGCAAGGGAGGAGGAGGCGGAGAAAACCAAGAUAACUUGGCCACAUCACUGCAAGUCUGUUGGCCGUGCCCUUGUGACUUCUGGUUCCGGGGGACACCAGUGGCACCUGGCUAAGGGCCUCAAACGCAGGAAAUGUUCCUUUCCCACCCCUUCCUGGCUUUGAUCACCAUCUCCAGUGCAGGUUGCUUGGACUGGAGAGGCGUGAAGUUAAUAGACCUGCCCGGCAAGGUUGUGCAAACACGCAAAGCAAAUAUUCAGGCACGGCAGUGUGACGUGGCCGUGCGUUCCAGCACAGACCUUCAGGACUUUGCAUGGGGAUCCCAUGCCGUGGGGUUAUGGCAUCGGGAAUGUGACAACUGCAGAAGUUCCCAGGCCUGCGUGAUCCUGUGACAGCCUCUCCUUGUGGAAAGGAGGCGCUGUUGCAGGGCCAGGGCUUCAGUAGAAGCAUAACUGCUGGGGAAGUGAGGGCAGCCAGCAGUUCAAGCUUCUUCCCAGCCAUUGUACUUGAGGAGUGCCCUGGGAACAGGCUUCCUGUGGGCUGGGUGCUGCUUCCCAGGCCAGCCACAGCAGCAGGCCAGCUCACCUUUCCCCCAGACUGCGGCUUCUGGUUACACACCCUGGGGAGGAUAACGCCCAUCCAGGUGUGUUUCUGGAAGAGCAGCCAAAAUGGAAGAGCAUGCAAAUGGUGGUAAUAAUAAUAAUAAUAAUAAUAAUAAUAAUAAUAAAGUGGUACCUCGGGUUACAGACACUUCAGGUUACAGACUCUGCUAACCCAGAAAUAGUGCUUCAGGUUAAGAACGGACCUCCAGAACAAAUUAAGUACUUAACCCGAGGUACCACUGUAUUUUGCCCGACCAAAGGUGGCAACCCUACUUGCAUCAGAUUUCUGGACAGGUUUUUUAGCCUGCCAAGAGGCUUCAAAUGUCGAAUGGAAAUGCGGGCUUAUGUGGAGGUGUACAGUGGUACCUUGGGUUACAUACGCUUCAGGUUACAGACUCCGCUAACCCAGAAAUAGUACCUCGGGUUAAGAACUUUGCUUCAGGAUGAGAACAGAAAUCAUGCAGUGUUGGCAGCAGCAAGCCCCAUUAGCUAAAGUGGUGCUUCAGGUUAAGAACAGUUUCAGGUUAAGAACGGACCUCCGGAACAAAUUAAGUUCUUAACUUAACCCGAGGUACCACUGUAGUAGUAGUAGUAAUAAUAAUAAUAAUAAUAAUAAUAAUAAUAAUAUGACAUGCCAGGAAAAAGGGGCAACAGCCCUUUGUUUUGGAGGGGAAAUAACCCAGGACUGGGGAUGGAAGGAACUGUGCCUUAGGGUUCUCCCAGUUUCUCAUACACUAUUUCCAAUCAUAAAUCCAGUUCUCCACAUUUCUAAAUCCUUCAGUAUUUGCGUGCAGAUUUUUCCUACUCAACAUGUUUGUGCGCAGCUUUGACUAAUAAGUACAUUUUUACAAGCAAUUUCUCCUCAUGCAAUGCCUUUUGUGCGUUAUUUCCACUAAUACAUUUAUUUUUAUGAGCUCUUUUAAACCAAUAUAUUUCUGCGCGCAUUACUUAGCCAAAGAGCUGCAUUGCAAAAUUCAGGUUGUUUCCGUGGGUAGUUGCAUUCCAGUCCUCGGACGGUUUCAGAAAGUGCAGAUUUGAUAAGAUUCACCUUCAAAUGUGGACUGAAUCAAUUUUCUCCCCCAGGACUCUAGAAGUUAUGGCUUUCUAAUUUCCCUGCGUUUAAAGGCCUGUGGGUACUCAGCACCUAACUUGGCUUCCGGCCACCUUCCUCUAUCCUAGUGGCCCCAUUCCCUUACCUGAGCCAGGGUAAAAAUCCAGGUGUUCUGCAUCUUUCUGUGGGAACAUAGCGUUGAGCUAAGGAUGCGGUUGGAGAUCAAGGCAGCAGCCAGACAUCUCCAUUGCCGCUUCUGCCCCACCCAGCCUCCAGAGCACUUUCCCAGGUGCGGGCAACAGAGUUAACCCUUCCCUUUCUUGGUUCCGGAGACUCCGGCUGUGCAGAAAGGUGAUUGUAUUUUCUCGCAGGGGCAAGGAGCUUUUUCCAGCCUAGGGUGCCACAUUCCCACCAGGGCAACAUUCCCACCAGCGGGGCGGGGGCGGCCUCAAGGUGAAUUUGCGAAGGUGGGAGGUGGCGCCAAGGCCCUAACGGCUUCGCUUUGGGAUGACACUGCCUUUGAUCCCCAUCUGUUCUGCCAAAACAUGCACCCAUCUUGUGUCUCGCCCCCGUACCACCAGCAUCGGGGAACCGGUGCCAAUAUGAGGGAGUGGUGUGACUUGUCAGCAUUACUGCAAUAUUCUGUAGGGUGUGGUUGGUUUGGGGGAAAUGGGGGGAAGCCUAAGAGCGGGGAAGCAUGCCUGGCCUCGCCUGCCCUUUUGCACUGCCUGAGACAGUGGCCUCAGAUAUGGCUUUGCCAGCUGACCGGGAUAAAGACCAACCCCUCCACCUGCUCUGGUGCCUUUCAUAGCGGCUUGAUCUAAAGGAAUGAACGAAUGGAAAACAUUUUCCACUAUGUCUACUCAAAAGCAAGUCCUGCCAAGUCCAGUGGGCCUUACUUACUCCCAGGUGCAGAGUGGUUAGGAUGUUAGCCGUUAUUGUGUGGUGGUGAUGGUUAUUUCCUGGGAAAGGCUGUUAAAAGGCUUAGAGCCCCCGUAUUUACAGGACCGCCUCUCCUGGUCUGCCCUGCAGAGGACCUUAAGGUCCAUGAAUAAUCAUAGUUUAGAGGUCCUGGGCCCUAAGGAAGUCAGAUUAUCCUUCACCAGGGCCAGGGCCUUCUCAGUGAUGGCUCCGACCUGGUGGAAUGCUCUGUCCCAUGAGACCAGGGCCCUGCAGGGUUUAACCUCCUUCCGUCAGGCCUGUAAGACAAAGCUAUUCCACCUGGCUUUCAAUUUGAAUUUAGCCUGAUCUUUUAUUCCCCUUUUAUUCCCUCCCCCUCCCCUUUUUAUGAAGAUUACCCGCUCUAGGACCCCACAGCUAAUUCUCCCCUGGUCUCCUCACUGGCCCAAAUAGGACUAAUUCAGCCAGCUGGCCCUGGUGAUCAUCUAAUGUUUAUUGGAUGGAUUUCCCCCCUAAAUUGAUUUUUGAAUUCUAAAUUUAUUGUUAUUCACGUUUUAUACUGUAUUUUGUGCUUUUUUUUGUUGCAUCAAUUAAGUGUUUUAAAUUUGUUGUUAGCCGCCCUGAGCCCGGUUUUCUGAACUGGGAAGGGCGGGGUAUAAAUAAUAAAUAAUAAUAAUAAUAAUAAUUAUUAUUAUAAGACACAGCUUCAGUAGCCAACUGAAAGGCCAGCAGCUAGGGAUGGAUGAACAUGUCCUUUUCUAGUUCCCUCAGUUUCACAUUUUUCUAAUGUUAAGUUUUGCUUGGCCCUGUUUCCGCAGUAAGUCGGUGAUUUUUUUUCGGGGGGGGGGGGGAGGCUUCACAUUAAUUAAUGUUUUCCUUAAUAGGUUUUGUGUGCAGUUUUGCCCACCGUACAUUUACUUAUUUGAAAACUGUAUCCCCUAAUAUAACACAUUUUUGUAUGUUAUUUCCACCACCCUAUGCAUUUUUGCAUGCGCUUUUCCCUAAUACAUUUAUUCUUGUGUGCAGUUUUUGUUUGUUUGUUAGGGAACUGCACCACAAAAUUCUUAGAAGUGCAAAUUUAGACCCGCAUAUCAAUUCCCAUAUUGGUUUGGGAUGUGUGAAUUUGGCCUGCUUCCAUUAAAAUGUGAAUGGAACUGAUUUAUCUCCCAUCCCUGUUGGCAGCCUCAGGGCCCUUCCAGAUGCCCUGUUGUAUUGUGCAUUCACGAUGACCUGCGCUUACGAUGGUGUGUAUAAAUGAUCCCUCUUUCAAUACUGUUUCUGCCUUCUGAGGUGUCAAGAUCAGACAUACAGCUUCAUUCCCAAUCUCUGCAUGUCCCAUAGCUUCCUGCUGAAAUCUUGUAACAUUUCACACCACAAAUGUUUUGGAUUGUGUGUGUGCAUGUGUGCGAUCUCACUUUUGUUGUGCUAUAGAGCAAAAGUGCCUCUCCAGGUAACGAUGAAUGUGGUGACGUAGAGAAAGCUUUCUUCUUCUUCUUCUUCGGCGAUCACUCGUAGCCGAGUAAGAUUGUCUUCCAUAAACACGGUUUUAACAAUGAGUCCGUAGGUGACUGUGGAGGCCAAUUCUGGAUCCACACAUCCUUCCACAGUGGGGACAUUGGUUUCCGGGUGGGGGUUGAUCAUGGUGUGGGUUUGCCAAGCCUGCCUUCCUCUUAGCACGUUUCUUCCUUGCGUCCUGAGUUUGAGUGUCUUCAAAGCCCAUGACACCUUUGGUAAAGGCUGUUCUCCAACUGGAGCGCUUGCAGGCCAGUGUUUCCCAGUUGUCAGUGUUUAGUAUAAAGUGUUUUUUUUAAAAUUUGCCUUGAGACAGUCUUUAAAGCUCUUUUGUUGACCACCAGCACAACUCUUUCCAUUUUUAAGUUCGGAAUAGAGGAGUUGCUUUGGAAGACGAUAAUCAGGUAUCCGAACAACAUGACCAGUCCAACGAAGUUGAUGUUGAAGAAUCAUUGCUUUGAGCAUCACAGAACUGCUAGGCUGCUUUGGGGAUGAAGGUUGGGAAAUAAAUAAGCAGAAUGGCUGUGUGGACAGCCCAGGAUAAAUUCACCAUUUAUGCACUAUUGCUGCAUCAAUGCCUCAAAACAAACAAGCAAACAGACAGACAAAAACCCUAGGCUGGCAGGGCUCUUCAGCAAAGUCUGAUGUACAUACGCAGCCUGUCCUCUCUUACCCCAUGUCAGUUCACAAUCCCCACCACCAGAGUUAAAUGUUUUGAGCUCCCCAGGAAUGAGGUCAUUCCGAGUCUAGAAAGUCUGCUAGCCUGGACAGGGCCUGCAGAUCUCAUUCCAGGAGUUAAACAGAAUGCCACUCCUUGCCGCUGACGCUGCCAAGUCCAGGCCUUUUUUGCACUUCGGCCAUCCGAAGCGUAUCAGAGAAGCAAGCAGCGCCAUAAAUCAGAAGAGGCCAAGGAGAUCCAGGCUUAAGAGAUCCAGGCAGCUCCCUUCUCCCAGCUAACUAAUACUGCCAUCCCUGGACAGGAUUCCUAGUUCCCUUUUCCUCUUUUUUGCCCUAACCGACUGUGGCUGCAGUCCUGACCACACCAAAUUCAGUAAGACUUCUGAGUAGACAUGACAGUCCACGUUGUGCUGUGGGUUAACUUUCCCCCCAAAGCUGGACAUGAGACUCAGUGGUGCAGUAGUGUAACUUUUAGAGUCUGGACUUAAUGGGUGGGGGCUCCUUUAAUGGGAAAGUGUAUUACUUCACUGAAACUAAAUGGGUCUUACAGGAGUCGGGGGUCUUUGUUUUGUUUCCUGCAUUACUUCUGACUGAGGGCACUUCCAAAUGACCUGUUAAUAUUCAGCGUUCAUCCUGAUUGUUGUUGUUAACUAAAUUUGUAUGCCACCCUUCAUGAAAGAAGAUUAAAGGGCAUUAGCUAUUUAAUGAGCACACUGCGUUCCCCCUUACUUUCCUUAUCACAAAAGCCCCAUCUCUUUUUUUGUGGGGCGUGUGGGUUUGUUGCACAAGACCUCCCAAUAAAUUUUAACCAUGGCGUCUGAAUUUGCCAAUAUGGAACCGAAUCCCACCCCAAAAUAGCAGCACUCAGGAUGGAAGCGCCUGCAGGAUGGCGGCAGCUCCCUCAAAUCCUAGGACUCAGCACUUUCUGUGCCAUAAAAAAGGCCCCUUGCUUUUCCCAGGCAUGGCAUCUGGCUUGUUCACGACACAGGCACACGUCUGGCGUUGCACUAUUAGGGAAAUCUCUGCCCUUCUUUUCCAUCCCAUCCCUUUUUGCCCCUUGUGUCAUCCGGGUCCUUGCACAAAGCAGCAGCUGCAAAACCUACCCUCUUAAAGCCAGUGAAAUACAGAUUUAUUGUAUGUAUUUCACAGGCAGCUAGAAUGUUGUUACACAUUUAAAAUCUAGUGCAUUGAAAUACUAAGAGUAAAUGACAACAAUAAUUUUUGUGACAGCCCGUGCUGUUUUUCUAGAAAAAGAGGUGAUGGAACUCACAUAGAAUCAGAGAAUCACCAUGAAGGCCUUCCUUGUCCUCUUAUAAUAGCAAUGGCGCCCACCUGAGAGGUGCUGGAACAGAGUUCCUGUGAGUUCCGGCUGAAAAAAAGCCAUAGCUUUUUGGAAGCAGAAUGGAGUAUGAGAAGCGAGCGUGAUUUAUUUUUGCAGUGUCUUCUGAGUGCAGUAUUUGCCUCCCCUCAGUGUGAUAUUAGGAGAGGGGAGCUUCUGUGGGGUUUAUGCCUGGGGUACUACAUGCUGUCCUUCCCAGGGUGGCAAGAGGAUGUGUGGAAAUGCCAGACAGGGCAGCCUGCCAGCUUGCGCCUGAAGGGGAGGGAGGGAGGGAGGGAGGGGAACUGGGUAACAUCCUUCCUCCUCACCCACCUCCUGUCGGGACAGACUCCCCUCUAGGCAAGGGGUUGGAAUCACUGCCUGUUCUCUGGCACUCAGUAAACCCCAUGAAAAGGCAGUGGCAAUGCCUUUCCUGGCAGCGCCUCACAACUCUUCCCUCCACACCUACUUUGCAGCUGGGAAGAAGAGAAUUUAGGUAUCUUGAUUCCAGGAGCCACCCUCUUCCAACCCCUGCGGCCCUUUGUAAACCUUAGAGUGCAUUUCUUGCUGAAUUCUUUACUUCUCCAUGUCCCCAGGUGUGCUGCUGAUCAAGGUGUGCUCUGCUGCUGCUGCUGCUGCUGCCCUACUUGGCGAUUUACCCCAGAUAGUUUCACACACACAUAGACACACACACACCUGACAUAGGAUUACCAGGAUGGAGCUACAGAAUAUGGGAGAGGAUGCAAGCACCGAAAAGCUCAAUGGGACCUUGCCGGAUAGUGACAAGGCUGCUGUCCUGGAAGAUGGGUGAGUCUUGAGGGGGGUGUUAUGCACUUCCCCUCCUCAAAUUGGCUCCAGAGGGUCCUCCAACUGUUUGGAGAACAGAUUUGGGGACGGGUGCUUGUGGAGGGGCUGCAGGCAGUGUUAGAAACUCAGAUAUAUAAGCUAGGAGCCAAAUGCCUCCUUAAACCAGGGUUACAAUUGCCAAAACGGAAUGUCUAUUUGCCAUUUUGGGGCCGGGCAGCUGGAAAGUCACAUUUUUCAAGACAACUUUUUGGUUCCUGAAGUUCGUUCCGAUUGUGCAGAUAAAAUAGAACGGAUGAAAUUCUACUGGAUGGGGUAUUGUGCAUGAAAACAGUCUAGACCCAAGGGUGCCCAGGCAUGCAUCUCCAGAUGGUGGAGAUGUCAGGGGCAAAUUUUGAACUCUGGCUGCAGCGGCAAGGAGUGGAGGGGGAAACCCUGUUGCACAAGAAGAAAUGUGUUGGGUGAGCAGGACAGCAGUGCUGGGUGCAGCCCUGUAUACUGAAAUAAGGUAAAGGUAAAGUGACCCCUGACCAUUAGGUCCAGUUGUGGCCGACUCUGGGGUUGCGGCGCUCAUCUCGCUUUAUUGGCCAAGGGAGCUGGCAUACAGCUUCCGGGUCAUGUGGCCAGCAUGACUAAGCCGCUUCUGGCGAACCAGAGCAGCGCACGGAAACACCGUUUAGCUUCCCGCCAAAGCGGUACCUAUUUAUCUACUUGCACUUUGACGUGCUUUCAAACUGCUAGAUUGGCAGGAGCAGGGACUGAGCAAUGGGAGCUCACCCCGUUGCAGGGAUUCAAACCACCGACCUUAUGAUCGCCAAGUCCUAGGCUCUGUGGUUUAACCCACAGCACCACCCGCAUCCCCCUGUGUACUGUAAUACAUCAGAGUAAAUAAGAGGGGGGAUUGGGGUGGGUAGGGAGAGCUGCUGUGUUGAGAGGUGUUAUGCGUCUCAAGACAAGAUGUUGGGGAUGAAUGAUAAGGGAGGGCGGUUGCUUUCUUGUCCUGCUUAAGCUUUCCAAAAGCAUCUGGCUGGUUGGAGAAAGAGCACCACAGCCUUCCCCAAUCUGGUGCCCUCCAGAUGUUUUGGACUACAAGUCCAACAUCCCCAGCCAAUACUGUCCAAAAUACCUGGAGAGCACUGGUAGGGGACUGGAUUGUCCAUACCUUUCAUGUGAUUGCUGUUCUUACACUCUUAGGUUGGAUAAUGGGAAGCAGAUUGUUUAGGUUUCAAGUCCCAUCGAUGCACUGGGAUCAUAGCCUGAUUUUGUGUGGAUUGUGGCAGUUUCCAAGACUGGGCUCUUAGCUUCCCCUCUGUGGAUGGAACAGUGUUGCACAGAAUGGGGCUUUCGUUCCUCCUGCUUCCUGACAAAAGUGGUUCUGGGGGUUGGAGUGCCCUUUGUGUGAGAGAUGGGGCAGGGGGCAAGGCCAGCCCUACCACUAGACCGAGUGAAGGGGUCUGCCUCAGGCGGCAGAUUCUGGAGAGUCCCUUAAGGCCUGCACUGUGUCCCUGAGCUCAGUUAGCCCUCUGGUGUGGUGGAAAAUCCUGUCCCAUCACCACCUCUGAAGAUAUAACUCCUGGACUUCUGUGCAUAGAAUGAGGGGGAAAUGCAACUUAUCCUUUAAUUUAAGCAACAAAACACCAAGAGGGGGUCGCUGCAGGUUGGGGAGGGAAGUGACAGAUUUCCCCCUCUUUCAUGAAGAGCAGCUUCAGAUCCCAGCUAUUAUUUGCCCUUCAUGUAAACUUGGGCUGUGCAAAUAAUGGAUUAGUCACUAAUGCAUUCUUUCAGAGCCUCCCUACUGAUGUGUCAAAAUUCUGCAGGUGUGUCAAGGCUGUCAAAUGAUGGUCACAUAUUUUUAAAGCCUUCACUGCUGGAGCAACAAUAACAAGCAAGAUAGCCUAAUCAUUAACAGGUUUGAUAAUUAGGCUGAUGACAGUAAUAAAUUAAGCUGCCAUCCUGUGCUUAACCUGAGAGUAAGCCCUACCAAAAUGGUUGGUUCUUGCUUCUGAGUUGACACUGUGCAGUUAAUUAACGGUUGUUGUGAAAGAAUGAAAAUAGCUUUAGUAGUAAUUAAUCACAUAAAAGAAAAACGGACACAUUUUAAUUACGCCAGGUGAGGUUUGUGUGAACGUGGAUGAUUCACUCAACAAUUUUUCUCUUCAGCUUUUAUCCUGGAGCACCAGGGCUGGUCUGCAGUUACACAAUUAAAGAAAAGAAACAAAACGAAGCAAAGAAACGGAGACUAUUAAGAAACAAAGGCCAGUUUUUAAAGGCAAGGUGUGCUCCGUAGGCAGCAGAUUGGUUCUUCAAGCAGAAUAGGAACACAGGAAGCAGUCUUACUCUGAGCCAGACCAUUGCCUCAUAUCUUCUUCUUUGGCGAUCACUCGUAGCUGAGUAAGAUUGUCUUCCAUAAAAUGGGUUUUUGGAAGACGCCUGUGCGUGAAUUUGUUUUAUGUGUGUAGAUCAGUGCAUGCUGACCAACACAAAGUCUUUGCAGUAGGGCUCUCUUCCAGGGGUCAGCAAACUUUUUCAGCAGGGGGCCGGUCCACUGUCCCUCAGACGUUGUGGGGGGACGGACUAUAUUUUUUGGGGGGGGGAUGGACGAAUUCCUAUGUCCCACAAAUAACCCAGAGUUGCAUUUUAAAUAAAAGCACACAUUCUGUUCAUGUAGAAACACCAAGCAGGCUCCACAAAUAACCCAGAGAUGCAUUUGAAAUAAAAAAGACAACAUUCUACUCAUGUAAAAACGCGCUGAUUCCUGGACCGUCCGCUGGCCAGAUUGAGAAGGUGAUUGGGCCGGAUCCAGCCCCUGGGCCUUAGUUUGCCUACCCAUGCUCUAUUCUGAUGGCAUGAGUAUCACGAUGACCGGUAGAUUCUUAUCUGCUGCAGCCUUCAACUGCCUUCAGAGCCAUUGUAACAUACCGCUUGUUAUCAUCCGCCUGUUCUGCCAUUGAGGAUUUCUUGGAUCAUUCUUUGACUAGCUCCUUCCUUUUGACCUUACCGCCUUGGGUGACCCUGCUGGGAGUACGAGACUCCCGAUGGCUUCGCUCACAAGGGUCAUAGGAACAUGCAAGCCCACUCACCAGGACAAGGUGAUGAUCCAGCGAGUGAGAUUGCCUGAUAUAGCCCAGUAUGGUCCACACUGACUUUCUCAGCCCUACCUGGCGGUGCCUGGGAUUGAACCCUGGCCCUUCUGAGCUAUGACCCUUCCUCGCUGGGAUGUUAGAUUCUCCUUCACUGCAGCCAAACAUCAGGAAAUCAACUGGUGACAGUAUUUGAUGGGGGGAAUUGACUGGCUUGCUGAGCUGUCAGAACAGAGCAUCCGGGGGUGGGGCGCAUACACACAAAAUGUGAGUGCAUUUGUUUUGGACAGAGCCAUUUUGCAGGCUUAGCACCUGGGGUUCUUGCUGAUGCCCAAUUCUGGGGCUGCGUCCAUUGCCCUGAUUCUGUGUUUCUUUCCCUUCCAGCUAUGAGGAAGAAGAGCGUGCUUUGACUGAGGAAGAGGAGUUCCUGCCCCACAUUGCUAGCAAGAAACUGAACCAGUUCACUGACGUAGGUGGCCGUAGAGCCCAGAUAUUCUCAUCUCACCCUGGGUAGAAACUGAGACUAUUGACAUCCAUUCUUAAGAGGUCCCAAUGUACAGGAUAUCUGCUUUCUUUGAACUCCAGUUAACAGUCCACAUGCCCUCUCCCUAACCAUAUAUAGGACGAUCCUCCGUACUCAGAAUUUAUGGGGUUGGCAAGGGGCUCUGUGCAUGGCCAACGGAUGUUGCAACCUUUGCUUUCCUCAUCUUUCCUCCUGCCCUCAUUUCUGCCGGAUGCACCUUUUGGCCACUUCAGAGCUGAAGCCACCAGGAGAAUCGCAUGCCAUCGCUUUUCCUGGAUGGUGCUAUUCUGUUCAGACGGCAGGUGGGGAGGCUGCAUUGAAGGAUCUCCCAUUUAAACCAGUUCAUGCCAACAGAAAACCAGCAUGGCCUAGAGGAGGCUAGCCACAAGAGCUGUUCUCUCCAACAUGCUAGCGUUAUAUGUGGAAGGAUUUUAUUAUAUUAGGGAAGCAUUCAAGCAUUGUGAUUGCACCCCUCCAGUCGAUCUCCAGUGGCACAUCCCAGUAGCAAGAGCUGCACCCAAACAAGGCAACCAGUUCCUCUUUUGAGAUUCCGUCUUUAUCAUUGUCCACAGUUUCUCCCUUCAUUCACUUGCUUGCCCCCUUUUUUUUAAAUUUCUGCUGAUUCUCUGUGGCCCAUUUCCUAUUAAUGAUGCUUACUGUGGGCACAUAAGCAUAUUUAUAUCCAUUACAUUGGAUUCCAGGCUCCAGGCUCACGACCAACAGGAACCUAUUCAAAAAUAAUUUAUUUUUAUUUUUUUAUAACAAUUUAUUGGUUUUCCAAAAGUAGCAAAACAAAAAAACAGAAAAGAAAACAUUCAUAACCAAAUUAAACCAUAAAUUUUUAGUCGACUUCCCUCCACUCCCCCUCUUGGUUCCAUUAUAAUGUACCAUAUUUUUCGCUCUACAAGACGCACCAGACCACAAGACACACCUAGUUUUUGGAGGAGGAAAACUAGAAAAAAAAAAUCUGAAUCUCAGAAGCCAGAACAGCAAGAGGGGUCGCUGCGCAGUGAAAGCAGCAAUCCCUCUUGCUCUUCUGGCUUCUGGGAUAGCUGCACAGCCUGCAUUCGCUCCAUAAGACGCACACACAUUUCCCCUUACAUUUUAGGAGGGAAAAAGUGAGUCUUAUAGAGCAAAAAAUACGGUACUUUUUAUGCACGUCCAUAGAACCUUAUAUACUUAACCAUCCAAUUUUAAAACCUUCUUCAUCUUAUUAUAAGUGACUUUUGAAAGUUAUAGUAAUGUAAAAAUCUGUUCACAAAGCUUAAAAAAUAUGCAUUGAACAAUUGCCCUUUUUUUGUAAUAAUUUGUCCUGCAUAGUUCAGUAAUUUAUAUUGCCAAUCUUCUUCUUGAUCUUCUUUGGCCGAAGCUUUUUCCUUCCAUAGGGGCUGCUUGGUCUUAGCCUUGCAUCCAGUCUCGCAUAUUGGAACAGAGCCUUUCGCUCAAACAGUUCAUCAAGUCCUGUACAUCUCAAUAUCAUUUUUUUUUCACGCCAAAAAAUAAAAUUUCAAGCAGCAGACAAAUACCAUGCAGCUUGUGCAUCUGGAGGUGGAUUGUACAAUUUCCCAUGCAGAGUCUACUUUAUUUUGCACAAUGCCAUUCUGCCUCUGUGCCCCCCCCUCCAGUAGCACAGAGCAUCUAUUGUAGGCAUAGUAGGUGGUGGCAGGCAGCAAUGUUGGGGGGGCUCCUGUUGAAUUUCAUCUGUGAUGUAAAUGGCAGCACACUGGUCCCUGCUGUAAUGCGCAGGGCCGGCCCAAGGCGGUUUGACACCUGAGGCCACAAAAUGGCGCACCCCCAACCCGGGAGCAAAGGGGGAGUGAAGAUUUACAUUGGACACAAAAGGGGGGACCAAACCAACCUUCCCAGGUGGUUGAAGUGGGAAUCAAAGGCAGUGGUGUGUGUGGGAAGGGGUCUGCUCUGAAUCACGCUGGGUGGGUACAGAACCCAGGAGACUCCAGAGGGCAGCCACCCCCCCACUUUCCUCCCUAGGAGUGGGAGGAGACCAGCGGUGCCAAGAGGCCACAUUGGGGGCAGGGCUGCCAAGGUGGCAGCGGAUCCGCUCUCCAACAUGUUUACUUCAGCCAUUGAUGCCACCAUGCCUUUCUUGGAGGUCGGAAAUGCUGCUCCUAUGGAUGCUGCUGCCUGAGGCAGUCACCUCAGCUUGCCUCAUGGGUGGGCAGGCCGCGGUGAUGUCUGUGCCAUUUUGUCCCCUUUUAAAAAGUCUCUUUAGAGUAUUAUUAUAAUUAUUACUUCUUUAAGAGAAGAGGCAUCAAACCCAGAGGGCCAAACUACGCACCCAGCAGAUAACCAGACCCCACAGCCAUAAUUUUUCACUGAAGGAUGCCAGUCCCGCUGAAUCCGACUACAAUGGUUGGUUCAGUAUCUGUUGGAUGCUAAAGUUGCGUUUCCAUGUCAAAGAGUUAGACCUGUCUGUUCUGAACUCUGGCCAUUCUUCUGCUAGAAGCUGACUGCCAGUCCUGCUGUUGUCUCUCCUCCUCAUACUUUGCGCGUCAAAACCGUACUGCCAGUUUAAAGCCCCCUCCUGCCCCCUCCCAUAUUCUGCCUUUCAAGAGACUUUCACUAGCCCAAUCUGUUCCAGCUGCUCUGAGGCUUGAGCAGAGGAGCCCCUGCAUCUCCCAGGUCCUCAGUCUGAACUGAGGAGCUUCCCCAGUCGGCAACCGUCCAGGUUUCCCCCUAGUCUGCAACCCCCAUCAGCCCGUUAUUCUGGCCAGCGAUUAAGGAUGAUGGGCUCUGUAGUCCUUCAACAGCAGGAAGGCAUCAGGUUGAGGAAGGCUGGUCUAAAUGUUUGCACUACGCCUUGCCUCCCACAUGGCUCCUACCAGCCAAGACCCCCACCCCUGACCCAACUACCAGCAUGAACAUCAUGUUCUCCAAGUUCUUUUUUCUUCCUGGCUCCUAGACUCUGUCAUAGGUGCCAGUCCCUUUACGUCAGGAGUGGGGAACCUGUGGCCCUGCAGAUAUUGCUGGACUCCCAACUCCCAUCAGCCCCAGCCACCGUAACCAACAGUCAAGGAUGAUGGGAGCUGUAGUCCAGGAAGUCGUAUGGCUCCCUUUCCCUGCUGUGCUUUGUUGUUGUUGUCAACAGUGCAUUUUCCACAACACAGUCUCUCCCCCUCCACAAAAGUGAAACCCUUUGCUUGUGUUUCGUGUGCCCCACCAUUUUUCUCUGACCUGAUUUUUUACUCUUCCUUCCCCUCUGACUUGCAGUUUGAGGGAAAGACGUCCUUUGGCAUGUCGGUUUUCAACCUGAGCAACGCCAUCAUGGGCAGCGGCAUUCUGGGCCUGGCCUACGCCAUGAGGAACACGGGAAUCGUCCUUUUUGUGUGAGUGCCCCUGCCUGGCACACCGGCCAGGGAGGCUUCAAAGCCCUGGGGAGAAGGAAGCGGGUGGGAACGCGCCCCACUCAUCCCACCCAAGGGCACAGGCCAUUGGCAGGGCAGCACGCACAGAGCUGCCUCUGGGGAGCACAGCUGAGCAGCAGCAGAGCAGCAAACUCCCAAGCAGGGGCUCAUAGGAGCAGAGGAAGCGGCCCAACACAGAGCCAGAUCAUCUAGCUCGGUAGCAUUUGCAGGGACCGGCAGCGGCUGUCCAGGCUUUCAGGCACCUGAGAUGCCAGCGAUGGAACCCAGGACCUUUGGCAUGCGAAGCAGAUGUGCUGCCUAGAGCAGGGCGGUCCACCACAUGGCCCUCGGGCCGCAUCCGGCCCUCAGUGCCUUUUUUGGCUGCCCUUGCCAACAUUUGAUUCUCGCCCUUGCCCAGCCCUCGCCCUGGCUUCCCACAUCUGGGUAAGUGAAGCGUUGGGAAGGAGGCAUGAGGCUUUGCCAGGGUCCUAGAGCCUCCUCCCUAAAGCCUACUUAGAGCUUUCCCAGCUUUGGGGAAAAGGUGGAAGGGCUCUAGGACAAAUGUCGGCUUUGCUCCCCGUCUUCCCAACAAGACAAGCGUGCAGCACAGAAGUUCCACAUCAAAGUACACUUGUAGCCCACUUGGUAUGGAAAGUUGGACUGCCCUGGUCUGAGGUUUGAUAGGACUCUGUGGCCUCUGGGAUUCUGUGCCUGGCUGUGGGAAGGGAGGGAGUUAGGUUUGGAUUUGAAGCUUGGGGAGUUGGCAGGCCCUGCCCUUGGGACAACAGUGUGUGGCUGAUGCUUGCUUUUGUCCAUCUCUUCACUAGGGUGCUUCUGAUCUGCAUUGCUUUGCUGUCCUCCUACUCCAUCCACCUGCUGCUGAAAUGCGCUGGCGUUGUGGGUAAGUUGUGGGCAGCGGUAGACGCCCUUCGCUGCUCCUCGGAUGUCAUCUGUACUUGCCCCAAGAGGCACAAAUCAAAGGUGUUCUGGCCGUGGGGAGUAGGAAACUUCAUUCCUCUGUCUGGAGUCAGACAGUAUCUUUAGAGGAGAAUUGGAAUUGGUUCAAGAAGGGUUUUGCUGACACGCUGUAUUUGUGAGUGCACAGAUCUUUAUUUUUCAUAAUAAUAAAUUUUAUUUAUACCCCGCCCUCCCCAGCCAAGACCGGGCUCAGGGUGGCUAACACCAAAUAAAAACAAUUGAUUGAAAUAUAGCUUAAAAAACAAGAUUAAAAUGCAACUUUAAAAUGCAAUGUCAUUUCAGUGGAAACUUAAUCAAAAAAAUUUGGGGGGAUAAAAACGUCAAGUCUUCACUAAGGCCCAGCUCUGCCUCUGGCUGAAGAGGCUUUGAAGGCUUUUGGAACAGUACCAACACUUGCCAAAUCUGACAAGCCAUGGCAGAGAAACCCAUGCUUUAAACGUUCUCCUCAGCCUCUCUUGCACAACUUCUGCCACCUGCAGCUUCCAAAGUGCCCAGAUUCCUGGUUUUUAAAAUGAUUGAGGCAUGAGGUGAGUUGGCAUUUGCAAUUGAGUUGGAUCUCUGUAGUGUUUUGUGUCAGCUGGGACCAGGCAAGCUAUGCCUGAAGAGCAUGUUUGGGCCUCCUUUCACUGCCUUAACGUAGAAUCGCACACUUUCCUGACGAGGCAGGAUAGGGAAAGUCCCGUGAGAGCUGGAGUGGCGAGUGGCAAUGUUCAUGAUGGGAGAAGCCUCACUGGUAAAUAGAGGGGAGGUGGCUGAACUGGAGGAGCGGUGACACUAACCGGGAGCCAUGGGUUACAAGUAAGGUGAUUUCCUAGGCAUUUGUGAAAAAACAAUUACAACAACAAUCUGCACCUCUCUUUUUCAUCUAGGAAUUAGAGCCUACGAACAGUUGGGACUCCGGGCUUUUGGCCACGGGGGCAAAGUGGUUGCAGCUGUGAUAAUCUCAAUACACAACAUAGGAGGUAAGGGCUUGCUCUGACCCAUAGAUGUUCUGUGAGGCUAAGAAACAAUCUGUCACGGUAACACAAAGCCCACCCAACCCCCCCAAGUCUGGGACUCCACAACCUGUAGGCAUUAUUGAUUGUCUCCCAACAUAAUGGCAAGAAGCAUCCCAUCCAUUCAUUUCUGUUUGUGCAGUAGAACUUCCUCCCGCUCUCCCCCCCUCCAUGCAACCCCCCCCCCAAACAGCUCCAGGGGUUCCCCCAACCCUUCGGAGAAGAUUUGGGAGGGUGUGGGGCUUGCACAGGGUGAUUAGAGGAGGAGAAAGUCUCCUUGUGCAAGUGGAAAUCCUUGCGCUUACAGGGCAUGUUACCUGGAUACUGCCCUGAACGUUUAGUCCAUUUGUCUGUGCCAAAUUUAUUCUGUAUUACUGCUAGCAGGAGAGAAUGUGUGGGCACAGAACUGUAUAGGGUGCCGAAACUCUGGUCAUUUUCUCAUGAAUUCCGCAUCAUACCCGCUACCUGAUUUGGUUUGUAUGCGAAAUGGUGGAAAAAUUUUGUCCUGCGGCCCUGCUGAUUGCUCUCCUCCUGCCAGGUCAAGAAGGGAAAUCCUCCUGACAGCUUUUUCUUUUCACAGCAAUGUCCAGCUACCUGUUUAUCGUUAAAUCUGAGCUACCACUUGUGAUCCAAACUUUCUUAGGGCUGUCAGGGGACAACGGGUAAGCAAAACAACCUCCAGUUCAAUUCUUAGUCCUUCACUGACCUUUCCCCCUCUGUUGUUUCUGUUUUCUUUUUAUUUAUUUUAAAAUAAAAAUUAGGAAGGGCCAGUGACCACACUCAGUGUACAAAUUUAAUCAGAAAAGAAAUAGAAGGUGACUUAGUAGGGCCUCACUUGAUCUUGCUUAGCCUUUCAUCUGCAACCUUUCUGAGUGCUUUUGGCAUUUUCAAAAAGAAUUGUGAGCACCGCAACAAAAUGGUUGCCAUGGCAGGCCACAAAAUGCCUGUGGUGGCCUGUGGAAGUGUGUUCUGCUAUGAUUUGCUGUCCCCUCCCCUGCUUGCUCACAAUGUGGGGUGUGUGUUUUGUAGAUGCUGAGAGGGAGGCAGCCUGGCUGGGAGCAGGAAAAAGGGAAAAUGCACAGAGUCCAUAUCUUUCCAAGGCAGGGUGUGUGUGUGUGUGGAGAGGGGUGUGAAUGCGACAAAAACAUCUGUCACCCAGAGAGAAGGAGGUUGGAAAGCAAGCAAACAGACCCCAGAACGAAGUAUGGCUGGCAGGGGGAAAUGGGAUGGCAAACCAAGAAACAGAACGUGGAUGUUUGGGUGGGAAGCAUCAGAGCCCCAGAGCUGAGGAAGGGCAACAACAAACACAAACCACUUCCGGGUUUAGGGUGGUUGCCCCACACGGGGUGCCAAGCUGAGGGACACCAAAUUGAGGAGAUCUGCUAGAUCCAUUUGAGGGUGCCAACUUUUGGUCUUGCUCAGUGCGCCGUUUUGCGAAAUGUUGCCAAAGUCCACCCCUGCACAAACUUCCAGAGUGGAGGGGAAAACAACAACAUAUGAUGAUGAUGAUUUAUUUAUACCCCACCCAUCGGGCUGGGUUUUCCCAGCCACUCUGGGCGGCUUCUAACGAAAUAUAAAAAAUGCAAUAAAACGCCAAACAUUAAAAACUUCCCUAAACAGGGCUGCCUUCAGAUGUCUUCUAAAACUCAGAUAGUUCUUUAUUUCCUUGACAUCUGAUGGGAGGGCGCUCCACAAGGCGGGCGCCACUACCAAGAAGGCCCUCUGCCUGGUUCCCUGUAACUUUGCUUCUCACUUCUUCAGGUAUAUACAGAAGAACCCUUGCAAGGAGGAGGACCAAACACUGACACUCCCCCCCCCACCCCGCUGUUGUCAAGAAAGAGAGGGGAAUAAACAACAACAAUAGCUCAUACUCCCAGAGGAAGAGGAGAAAACACACACACACACACACACACACGGUCUUCAGUUCCUUCCUUCCUUCCUUCCUUCCUUCCUUCCUUCCUUUCUUCUCUUACUUCCUCCCUCCCUUCCUGGGCAUCAUUACUGCUAUAGGCACCAUGUUGAGGACAACCAGACUUGAGUACUACUUAGUACUCCCUUUAGUAGUACCCCCUAAGUACUACUAAAGCAAUUAACACCCAUUUCCACAAUCCCUAGCGUGGACAUAGGGAACCUGGAGCCCUACAGAUAUAGUUGGACUAGAAUUCCCAGCAUCCCUGGCCACUGUCUCUGCUUGAUGGGAGUUGGAGUCCUGGAAGGUCACCCCAGGUUCCCUGGCCCUGCCUGGACGCAUUCCUCGGCUUAUUCCACAGGAGUUUUUUGUGUGUGUGUGAUUUCAACUUAAUAACAGUUGUUUUUGUUUUAUUUAACGAUGGCCAACAGAUUUUUAAAUUAAAAUCCGUUUUCGAGCCAGUGAGAACACCCAGUAGUUUCACCUCAGAGUCAACUUGGGGGCAGCACCCAAUCACAUCCGUGGUUAUUUUAAGGAUCUGAACCCGCAUUGACCUUCCCUCUGGAGCCAUCGUAGGACCACUGUGACCCGCGAUGAAAGUGGAUCAGGAUUCUUCCCCUUCUCUCUCUCUCUCUCCCUCCCCCAAUCUUGGCCCUUCCCUUCAAGCUAGGUCUGCUGUGAGGCCUUCGGAGCCGUUUUAUGGAGGGAAGCAGCUGGCGUUUUUUGGCUCCAUUUCCCUUCUAUAAAUGGCUCCCAGCGUGGGGCUUGCGGCCCUCUUCACAUGCCUUCCCUGAGCAGGAGAGCUUCUGGGGCCUAGCUGCCCCCAGCCACUCCUCAGCAGUGUCCUGAAUCGGAGGACCCGACCCCCCUCAAACAGAAACGCGUAGGGCACAUUCCCCCCCAAGUGAAUUACAACCUUCCCCUUGACACCUGUACUUGAGGUUUGCUUUGAACCUGGGGCCAAACUACCACAUCGAAACACAGCUGUCUUGUAACAUUAUCCAGUCCAGAGUCAGAUAAAGGGAAGGAGGAAAAGUGGCUGGAAAAGAAGGAGUUUUUGCAGAGGAAAGUGACCAGAAAGAAGGUUAAGCGCCCCUCCGUUCCCUGCCGCUACUGCACCAAAAAUCAGCCCCCCCCCGUCCCCAUCCCCAAGGCUGCCUCGUAGCAAAGUAACCUCUGGCUAAUGUUUCACAUAGCUGUGUUGUGUAACAUGUUGUUUGAACCUCUCACUCCCAGCUGUUAAAAACAGUAAAUCAAAAUGCUAAGUUUCUGGGGUGAGGGAGAAUCUCGCUCAGUCAGCCUUGAGGCCCAGGGCUGCUACUGUUGGAGAAAGUGGGCCCGUGAGUUGAAUAAAUAUUAUUUACUUCUUAUAUAUUUAUAGACCACCUUUUUCUUCUAACAGUCUCAAGGUGGUGUACAUGGUUCCUCUCCCCCCCCACCCCCAAUUUUAUCCUAACAACAAUCCUGUGAGGUAGGUUAGGCUGCGAGAUUGUGACCCAUUGAACUUCAUGGCUGAGUGGGGAUUCGAACCCUGGUCUCUCCCAGCUCCUAGUCCAGUACUUUAACCAUUUUGCCACACUGGCUAUUGAAAAGAUAGAUAUAGAAAAGAUGAUGCCAGGUUCUGGUGUCCAUUGUGCCGGCUGAAUGUAGCCCUGGAACCCCUUGGUGGGCUUCACGGAGCAUGGUAGAAGAAAACUUGCCUUCCAUUUCACUCAAAAGGAAAAGAAAAGCUACACCUAUACAGUGGUACUUUGGGUUAAGAACUUAAUUCGUUCCGGAGAUCCGUUCUUAACCUGAAACUGUUCUUAACCUGAAGCACCACUUUAGCUAAUGGGGCCUCCUGCUGCUGCCGCCGCGCCACCGGAGCACGAUUUCUGUUCUCAUCCUGAAGCAAAGUUCUUAACCCAAGGUACUAUUUCUGGGUUAGCGGAGUCUGUAACCUGAAGCGUCUGUAAACUGAAGCGUCUGUAACCCGAGGUACCACUGUAUAGUGGUACCUCUGGAUACGAAUGGGAUCUGUUCCGGAGCCCCGUUCGCAUCCUGAAGUAAACGUAAGACGCAUCUGCGUGUCUGUGCGUGCAUGGGUCGUAUUUCGCUACUUCUGUGCAUGCGCGUGAUGUCAUUUUGAGCAUCUGCGCAUGCAUGGGCGGUGAAACCCAGAAAUAACAAGCUCCAUUACUUCCGGGUCGCCGUGGAGUGCAAUCCGAAAAUACUUAACUUGAAGCUACUUCAACCCGACGUAUGACUGUAUUGUGGCUGAUUAUGUGGAGUGACUAAAAGGGGGUGGGGGUGGUCACUGUGUACAGUUAGACUACCCUGAGACAACUUCCCGCAAAAUGUUGUCUCAGGGUAGUCCCCUGGUCUAGAAGACAUUUUGUGGUUUUUUAUUCUCAUGCCUCCACUUAGAGUCACUGGGGUUAGGAAAGUUUGUUUUUGAAAACUAAAAAUUAAAGCUAUCAAUAUUCUGUUGAGGCUCCCUUAUACAGUCUGGUUCAUCCAGCGCUGUUCCAUCUCGUCUUGAGAGCUGCUGGAUCUCCCAGGUUUCUGGCAGAGGGCUUUUCCUAGCGUUUGGUACCCAAGAUAUCUUAUAAACUGUCUAGUUAAGGAGUGCAGUCUAAAAACAAACUAUAUACCAUUAAAAAAUAAAAUAGAAAUGCGUAUUAAAACAGUUAAAACCACAAUAUAAAGGUAAAGGGACCCCUAACCAUUAGGUCCAGUUGUGGCCGACUCUGGGGUUGCAGCGCUCAUCUCGUUUUAUUGGCCGAGGGAGCCAGUGUACAGCUUCCGGGUCAUGUGGCUAGCAUGUGGCAAACCAGAGCAGCACACGGAAACGCCGUUUACCUUCCCGCCAGAGCAGUACCUAUUUAUCUACUUGCACUUUGACGUGCUUUCAAACUGCUAGGUUGGCAGGAGCAGGGACCGAGCAACGAGAGCUCACCCCGUCACGGGGAUUCGAACUGCCGACCUUCUGAUCUGCAAGUCCUAGGCUCUGUGGUUUAACCCACAGUGCCACCUGUGUCCCAAAACCACAAUAUAGAAACACAUAAAAACAUGCAAAAAAUCAAUGAAACAGAAAUCCAGAGGAUGGAAAACAGGGUCUGAUCUCAUGGGUCAGAGAAAGCCUGGGCAGAAGAUAAUUCUUUCCAAGACAUAUGAAGACACCUGUAUGGCAAAGGGAAGCACAUUCCACAGUACAGGGGCAAUAACAGAAAGUGCCUGUUUUGGGCCACCGCCCUAUGAUAUUCUGUAGGGUGUGAUGCCGCAAAGGCUUACAAGACAGGUGAUCUUUCAGGGAAGCUGGACCUGAGUUUUUCAGAGCUUUGUGUGUCAACAAGACCUUCAACAUGACCCGGUAGCUGACUGACAACCAGUGCACAUCCUCAGCACUGGUGUAAGGAGAGCCCAGUGGCUCCUCUCAGCUGUCCAGAUGCAAAAUUCUGCAUUAUCUGCAGCGACUAGAUCCAUCUCAAGGGAAGCCCCACGCAGAGCACAUUACAGUAGCAGGGAAUGGCAAACCGGAGUCUGUUGCAGUAGAAAUAACUUCAAAAGGCAUUUGCCAUGUGCACAAGCUUUCUGAUGACAUGGACAGCAGCUUUCCAAAAGUUUAUAAAAGCUGCCAGACCUUGAGGGUGCCAGGUGCGUUUGUUGCUUUUCGUAACGUGGCUUCCUGUCUCGGAAGUAUUCUGCUGGUUGUUCUUGCUCAUUAAUAUCCAUAUAGACUUAACGGAGGGGACGGGAUUGAGUGAGCAAAUGCCAAGGAGAACCGGGACCCUGUGCUUCCCAGCCACUGUGCAAAAGGGGGAAUUCAAGCUCAUUGCACAAAGGCGAGAAAAGCUGCCUGAAUUCCCUCUUGGAUGCAACGGUUAAAGGACAGGAGCCCUGCUUACUUUUGCCUCUGUUCACCUGAGGGGGAAAACGUAGCAUCCAUUGGCUGUUGUGACCUUGAUAUUGUUUGUUUUCAGCGAGUGGUACAUGAACGGGAAUGUCUUGAUCAUCGUUGUCAGUGUUGGUGUCAUCCUGCCCCUGGCUAUGAUGAAACAUUUGGGUAAGUGGUGGAGAGCAUCUUGGGUAAGCAAUGGCCCAGCCACGGGGUGUGUGUGUGUGUGUGUGUGUGUGUGUGUGUCUGCAGGGCCGUCUUUACCCAGCGGUGCGGGGCACCUGGGGGGCAGCAGGCACCUGUCACUGAAGCUGCCUAAGCUCUAAACUAUCUACCUGGUGGGCGAUUGGUGACUGCGGCAAUGUCCGCUGUGUAUUGGCUGCCGCUGCGGCAAUUGUGAGUGACAGGUGGCUGCUUCUGCUGAUCGGGCAGACGCUAGGCAGCAAUGGCAGCACGCGUGAUUGCAAGCGGCGCUCCGGCGGGUGAGUCAUAAUAAUGUUUAAUUUGGGGGCGCUGGGCAGAUCUUUGCACCCCGGUGGUGCAUAUGCUAAAGACGGCCCUGUGUGUGUGUGUGUGUGUGUGUCACUGCAGUGAACAUUUCCUUCCUUCUUCCCUGAGAGUUGAAGGCAAUGUUGUUUGUGUCUCUCCCGCCCUCUGCUGGAGGGAAUCAGCUUUGGCAUCAUAUGAGUAGCAUCCUGUUCUCACACUGUCCCGACAAACCUGCUACUUCUUCUGGGGAAUUACUUUUCCCUGUCAGCUUGCAUGCCCAUGGGAAAUGUUGCGGGUGAAGAAGAAUCUGUAUGUCCUGUUGCAGGGGGUUGGGCCAGUCUUAAGAAAUUUAUUUGAAGUAAAUAAAUUGGUGUCAAAGUUUACUUCUAGAGUAGGUUGCCACUUACCUCUGUGCUCCCAGAAUGUUCCUGGAAUGAAGAUAGGGUGGCCCGUGGCCACCAUUAAGAGGGUCCUUUCACAGACAACACACACACGCCCUUUCCUGAUCAAGUAAUUAAUAUUUUUUAAAGAUGCCACUGUCUCCACUGCAAGCAGACCUUUGCCCAUGUGAAUCACGGCAGUCCCUUCCAGUCAGCCUAUUUAUGGAGCAUUCAUUCUGGUUUGUUGGCGCAAAGUUUGCGGAGAGGUUAGACAGCACUAGCUUUUCAUGUAACACUUGGUUCUGAUUUGUUUGCGUGGAAGUCGGGCAAGCGUUAUCUCACGCUAUCCAGUGCAUUUUUCUGUCACUUUUCCUUAUUGCGAAAAAAGUAUCGAUUCUUUUAGGGGAAGUGGGUUUGCUUUGCAACAGUGCCUAUUCACCUUAAGUUGUGCAACCUGAAUUUGUUGGUGCGCCAUUGAACCCUGUCACAAAAUAGUGGUGUUCUGGAAGCACCCAAUAAAUAUGUUCACCCUAUCCCCCCAACUUCCCCUCUAUAGGGCGGCCUAAAUGUGCUUCCUAGUCCGGCAAAACUGCAGAAUUUUUUAAUUCAGGUAUUUCCCCCCAGCCCUAACCCUGUUUGUUUGUUUGUUUGUGAUCAGGGCUCUUGUGCCUUUUAGCAGAAUGAUAGGGAGAGAGGUCCAACAGGUGCUGUUUUUGUUGGCAUGGAGCAGGGGUCAGCAACCUUUUUCAGCCGUGAACCGGUCCACCGUCCCUCAGACCAUGUGGUGGGCCAGACUGUAUUUUGAAAAAAAAUAUGAAUGAAUUCCUAUGCCCCACAAAUAACCCAGAGAUGCAUUUUAAAUAAAAGGACACAUUCUGCUCAUGUAAAAACACCAGGCAGGCCCCACAAAUAACCCAGAGAUGCAUUUAAAAUAAAAGGACACAUUCUACUCAUGGGAAAACAAGCUGAUUCCCGGACCGUCUGCGGGCCGGAUUGAGAAGGUGAUUGGGCCGCAUCUGGGCCCCGGGCCUUAGUUUGCCUACCCAUGGCACGGAGAUAACAUGUUGAGCAAGAAAUGGCGUAGUUUACAAGCCGGUUGAAAAGAACUGAACAGGGGACCUGUUCUGAUCCUUGUUAUCAUUUACUCUAUGUGGAAGCUUGAUGUGCUCUCUCUUUCUCUCUCUCCCUCCUUCUCUUCACAGGUUAUCUUGGUUAUACCAGUGGGCUCUCCCUCACCUGUAUGUGUUUCUUCCUCAUCUCGGUGAGUUGAUGGGAAUUUUCAGAAGCGCAGUCUUCUCCCACCUGGAGAAUUGUGUUUUCUUUAUAAGCUGCCAGGUGUAAUAGGAAAUGGGUAUCCAGGGCUCCUAGUACUUAAUGCAGAAAUGAAUUUUGUGGCAGCUUCUCCCUCCACUCCCUGCUCCUUUUCCAAGCUUGGUAUUCAACAUCAGUUUUCAUUCCCGCCUUAAAGGUGAUCUACAAGAAAUUUGAGAUUCCCUGCCCCCUCAAUGGGACGCACUCUGAAAAGCCCCCCGUCUACUAUAAUGGGAACAAUGGCACUUUGGGGUCUGAUGGUGAUGAUGAUGAUGAUGUCUGUGCUCCUGAGGUCUUCACUGUCAACUCCCAGGUUAGUAGGAAGGAUCCUGAAAAGGAUUCUGGGGGACGUGUAGGGGCUUAAAAGUGGCUGGGAGGCGUAGUGAAACUGCAUCAAAUGCAGAGCUCAGAAGUGAACUUGUAGAAUUUUAUGGGAGAUCUGUUUGUGUGUGUGUGUGUGUGUGUGUGUGUGCGCACAUACUUCAGACGUGGGUCUGAAGGAGGGACACGGAUGGUGCUGUGGUCUAAACUGCUGAGCCUCUUGGGCAGAGGUUGGCAAGGCAUACUGGGCAUGGGCCGGAUCACUCCCAUGGAGAUCGUCUGUGGGCCGGACUGGCGCAGCAUGAAGCCGGAAAUCACGUCUGUGCAUGUCCACGGCACUGGAAAUCGCUUCUGCGCAUGCCCAGACGCUGAAAAUCACGCCUGCGCAGAAGUGAUUUUCGGCGUCUGGGCAUGCGCAGAAGCGAUUUCCAAACGAUAUGAAUCAGAACCAUGUGAUGAUUUCUGGACCAUCUGCGGGCUGGAUCCAGAACCCAUUGGGGCCGGAACCGGCCCGCAGCCCUUAGAUUGCCUACCUCUGCUCUUGGGCUUGCUGAUCAGAAGGUGGCGGUUCGAAUCCCUGCGACGGGGUGAGCUCCCGUUGCCCUGUCUUGGCUCCUGACAACCUAGCAGUUCGAAAGCAUGCCAGUGCAAGCAGAUGAAUGGGUACCACUGGAAGGUAAACAGUGUUUCUGUGUGCUCUGGUUUCUGUUAUGGUGUCCCAUUGCGCCAGAAGCGGUUUAGUCAUGCUGGCUACAUGACCUGGAAAAGCUGUCUGUGGGCAAACGCCGGUUCCCUCAGCCUGAAAGCGAGAUGAGUGCCACAACCCCAUAGUCGCCAUUGACUGGAUUUAACUGUCCAGGGGUCCUUUACCUUUUACCUUUUACUUCAGAAAUACAAGGAAAACAUUUAACUUUCCAGUAAGUGAGGAAGAAGAAUGCCAAGCAAACCUGAGUAAAAACUACUGGCUCACUUGGGCUUCCUAUGCACAGAGGACUCCAAAAAGUUUGAGAAAUUACAAAGCCAACCCCUGACAAUUCUGUUUCCAAAAUGUUUAUGUAAACAUCAGAUACUGUAAUUCUGGAAUGAAGCUAGGAUUACUUUUACUCAUAAAACAUAACAAGGUAGUUUAAACCAGGAAUGGGCAACCUUUUCCAUGAAGGGCCACUUCUCCUCAGGGGUGGCAUACUAGUGGUGGGCAGGACUGGUGCAAAAAAUGGGUGGAGCCCCUCCUUUUCUGGCACUCCCCUGGCACUCAUUUCGCCCACUCUUCAUUAUGUGACCCUAAGGUCACAGGCUGCCAAUUCCUGGUAUGGACCUAUUGAACUGGGACCUGCUGAAUUUUCCCUGCAUAAUUGACUGAGAAGUUUUAAAAAAGACAGUUUGUAAGUAUAAACUUCAGGAACAGGUUUCAUAUUUAGGGACGAACUUCUCAGGUAAUAUCAGAACAGCCUUUGCUAUAAUUAAUUCCCGUAAUCCUAUAAUGGUGAAGAAGCCACUGUGAAGUUCAUGGAUGCAGAUGAAGUAUUUGAUGCUUUAGAAUGGUAAUUUAUCUUCUCACUUUUAGAAAGAUUCAAUCUGCAGAGAUUGCCAUGAAUUCUCAUAUACAGUGGUGCCCCGCAAGACGAAUGCCUCGCAAGACGGAAAACUCGCUAGACGAAAGAGUUUUCCGUUUUGGAGGUGCCUCGCAAAACGAAUCUGCUAUGGGCUUGCUUCGCAAGACGAAAAUGUCUUGCGAGUUCCUGGUUGUUUUUUUUCCUUUUCCCCCUCUUUUUCUAAGUCGCUAAGCCGCUUAUCUGCUUAUCCGAUAAGCUGAUAAGCUGCUAAAAGCCGCUAAUAGCGCUAAUAGCGCUAAUCCGCUAAUCCCGUCAAUGGGCUUGCUUCGCAAGACGAAAAAACCGCUAGACGAAGAGACUCCCAGAACGGAUUCUUUUCGUCUUGCGAGGCACCACUGUACCAGUUGUGAAGCAAAGGAUGGCCAAACUCUAGUAUGAUGCCCCAGUGUCAAAACCUUACUAUAAUGGUAAGGCACAGGAAGGGAAAGAGCACAGAAAAAUGUGUAAAUAUACACCUUCCAUUUUGGAAAUUUAAACAUGGCAUUGACGUCAAUGUUUGCCAUUGCUUUUCAGUUUUGCCAGUAGCUUACUUCUGAAUUUGUAGCUCCUGUUUUCAUUGCCCCAGUAUGUUUAAUAAUAAUAAUAAUAAUAAUAAUAAUAAUAGUAAGAAGUAAUAGAUCCCAAAAAUAAUUCAAUUCAUUUUAGUGUUGUUUAAUAGCAGGCGUAGAAACCUCCACUCCCCAGACCAAAUACGGCUCAUCAGGCCUCUGAUUCCAGUCCAAUUGGCUUCUGCAUGUCACAUUCUUGCCAGUACAGUGGUACCUCUGAUUACGAACUUCAUUCAUUCCGGAGGUUCGUUCUUAACCUGAAACCGUUCUUAACCUGAGGUACCGCUUUAGCUAAUGGGGCUUCCUGCUGUUGCCACACAAUUUCUGUCCUCAUCCUGAGGUAAAUUCUUAACCCGAAGUACUACUUCCGGGUUAGCGGAGUCUGUAACCCGAAGUGUUUGUAACCCGAGGUGUUUGUAACCCGAGGUACCACUGUAUACAAGUCAGUCAGAAUGGCAAAGCAAGGAUAGGGUUUGUGUUGCUUACCUGACGGCCAGUUGGGCAGGCAAAGUAGAGGUUUGUGUUGCUGUUCCAUCAGCCCAAUCAGCUGCCAUUUCCACAUUGCAUGUGAGAAAGGGAGCCCCAUUUGCAUUGCACUGUAUGGAGGUAAAUGGGUGAGUGUGAAUGAGUGAGCCAAAGUCCAAUGCACAGAGCUUAACAAAGUUCUUGAGAGCCAGCUAGUUGUUUGGUGCUUGGAAACUGCAGUGCAAGAGUCUUUGUAGCUCUGGUAGCACCAAGCACUGUGCAUUGAAACGGCUAUUGGAGCAAGACGCAUUCUGCCCUCCCUAAAAAAAACCCCGGAAAGGAUAUGCUGGAAGUUCUGGGUUUCAGAUGUGGCAAGUGGAGUAGAGAAUUGAUUUAUACUCCCUCUCCUUUCACAGACGGCCUACGCCAUCCCCAUCCUGGCAUUUGCCUUUGUCUGCCAUCCAGAAGUUCUGCCCAUUUACACUGAGCUGCGCAGGUACGUAAACUGCAGGCAUGAUAGAAGGUUAAAAGAGGGGAAGCCUUUUCUUUUUCAGCACUUUAAAAGGGGGUAAGGAAGGAGGGAGGGUAGGAGAAAGUGCAAAAGAUUCCUUUCCCCCCCAAAGAAAAGGGAACAUUGGACAAAAACUCUCCAAAUGUAAGAAGAAUCUGGCUGCUGGAUCAUGCCAGUGGGAUAGUCCAGUAUCCUGUGGCCAGACAAAUACCGUGGACAAGCCCACAAACACGGCAUGAGCCCAACAGCACUCUCCCCACUUGUUUCCUGCAAUAUGUUUCCCCAAACUACAGGGGUCUCUUCUAACUGGGGGAAAGCAGGGGGCUGGAAUAGGAGGAGCACAUUACAGGGGAGCAAGGACAGCCUUCUUGAACCCGGGAUACUGCCUGGGGGUUGGAUUCCCACCCAGCCAUCAUAAAACAUCACCACACCCACUUGGAAUCCAGCCAGUCAUCGUCCCCAGGUCAAAUAAGUGGUAGGCGCCCUUCUCUUCGGGAAAUGAGAGGUUGCCCCAGAGGCCUCUGGGAUACCCUCUCAGGUCUUGGAGGGGGAGCCUUUUGUGUUUGCGUGCUGCAUUUUGAUUGGUGCUUGGGGACCAGCACUGACUGAGGGUUUCCAUCUUGAAUGGGAUAAACCUCAAAUCUCCAUUGACUGGCAAGGGCUUGGGAGCCAGAAAUCCUAGGUUCUGUUACCCCACACCGCUCUGAAAAGGGAUUGGGGCUAAAUAUAGGUUAUAAACAGUAGAUGUGAACUCUCUGUGCCUUGCCUAGGGCCUCCAAACGUCGGAUGCAGAAUGUAGCAAAUGUCUCCAUCCUCGCCAUGUUUGUCAUGUACCUGCUGACCGCCAUUUUUGGCUACCUCACUUUCUACGGUAAGGAACAACCUCCCUCAGUAGGUAAUAAUGGGAGACAAACCAUUUAAUUAUCUUUCAUGCACAGGAACAGAGAAGCGAACAGAGCCGUCCCUCCUAUGAGGUAGAAUUAUGCAGUAGCAUCAGACUUCAAGGGUCAUGAAACAGCAACACUUUGUUAGUUACAUGUGGUGACCAUUUUAGGCACAUUUAAUUGAUGUGCAAUCGCUGAUGCACAGGUCCUUUUGGACCUCAAAGAAUACGGAAUGGGGGUGGGGCCUGUAUUUAAUUUACUAUUGCUGUACGGUUUAAGAACAGUCCUGUUUACAAACGAUUCGGUUUACAAACUCCGCAAAACCGGAAGUAGUGUCCCGGUUUGUGAACUUUACCUCGGUCUAAAAACGGAAUCCAAAUGGUGGAAGGGCACCGACGGCAGGAGGCCUCAUUUGGGAAAGCGUGCCUCAGUUUAAGAACAGUUUCAGUUUAAGAACAGACUUCCGGAAUGGAUUAAGUUUGUAAACCGAGGUACCGCUGUAUAGUGUACACAGAAUAACUUCCCCACUCAACGGUACAGUCAUGAUAGAAUACACUUCUAGAAUGUUAUAUCGGAUACAAAAUGAAAAAUGAGUUGCACAACUGGUUGGUCUUCCUGCACUUGCAUGUUUUUUGUGCAAACCAAGUUGAAAGAAAAGGUGUACACGUUCUUUUUUUGAGCAUGCAGGCAACUGUCAUAAAAAAAAUUCCUGUCAUGCUGGGGGCAAGGCAGAUGGGAAGCAAUCUUUAGGUAGCACAAAAAGUAGAGUCUUUUAUUGGCUCAGAACAAGACUGACAUGAAAACUUUUCAUUGGUCUAGGAGUAUCACAUGAUGCGCUCUGCCCCCCCCCCCCCGGGUAAGAUGCUUCCUGGCCGGACUGGCUCAUACUGAGUCUGACCAUUGGUCUGUCUGGUUCAGCAUUGUUUACAUCAAGGGUGGCCAACCUUUUUAUGCCAGGGAACAGACUUGGAAUUUCAAGAAAGUGUUAUGAGCAUCAGUGACAAAAUGGCUGCCAUGAGGACAUAGUAUAUAUAUCACAAAAUGGCUGCUGUGGGGUGUGCAUGACACAAAAUGGCUGCCACGGGUGUGACAUAAAGGCUUCAGCGUUGGAGAGGCUGAGCAGGAAGAGUGAACUGUCAUUCACAGUGGAUUUUUGAGGGGGUAUUUAUGGACACCUGUUGUGGGUUCCAUGGGAGAUGCUGGUGGGCACAUUGGCAACCUUGGGCACCAUGUUGGAAGUCUUAUUGGAAACAAUUUGGCAGGGUUUCAGACAAGUCUUUCCCAGCCCUACCUAAAGAUGAUGUGGAUUGAACCCGGGAUUUUGUGCAUAAAAAGCACACGCCCUCUCUCUCGUUGCGCUACAUCUCUUCCUUUCCUGGCCAAAGAUUGAUGCUGGCACAAAGCCUGAAUCCGCACCCCGAUGUCACUCCUGUCUCCAGCUCAAGAUCUUUUGCCAGCUUGAGAACUAAUGGCAUCCUAAAGUACCCUUUUAAGGACCUUUCUGAAGUCCCAGUCAAAAGCCCUCCCAUCUGGCCCCAGACCCUGUCGUUUCACGUCCGCCACCACUCGGACUGAUGAGUAUAUCUCUUCUCCUUUCUGGCAGAGAGUGUUGAAGCAGAGAUGCUGCACACUUAUAUCAAAGUUGACGCCAUGGACAAGCUCAUUCUCUCUGUGCGGUUGGCUGUGCUGAUGGCUGUGACACUCACGGUGCCUGUGGUUCUGUUCCCGGUAAGAGAUUGCCUUUUUCAUCCCCCGUUGCAGCGUCAAAUGGCUUUCCUCCCCAAAGCACCUGCAGUUAGUUUCUCCAGUCUGCCUCCCUUCCUCUCUCUCUGCCAUCCCAAUUCAGUGUCAGAAGCAUUCUGAGGUUGGGAAUGAGGCAACUUUUGGCCCUCCAGCUGUUGCUGAACUACAAGUCCCACCAACUCCAGCUGGUCAGCGCUGAUGGGACUUGUCGUUCAGCAACAUCCAGGGAGCCAGAAGAUUUCAAACAUCUGAUUUAGGCACUGGCUUAAACCAGGCUUUCCCUGAGAGGUGAUCCAGCUAUGGUUGAUCUGCUGAUCUGAUCUGUUGCUCGAUGAUGCGUUCUGUAUUUGUUUUAUCAAUGUAAUUUAAUUGUUGUUGUUUGCUACCAUGAUGUGUAUCUAGGCAUUGACAGUACAGGGAUUUCUUUGCAAAUACAUAAAAAUAAAUGUGAGCAGCUAUUAAAGCCCCUGCCAUUGAGCAAAGACAACCCAGUGCCCUGUAAAGGCUAAUAUUGAUCCUGGAAUAAGGCGCCGUAACAGGCUAUUGGUUGUUUUUGCCGUGGCAGAGAGAUAAAGCUAAAAACCUUGGAGACUUGCAUUUGAACAGCGAGUGACAGAGAUCUCUUGCGUAUCCCUUAGUGCCUCUUUGCCCAGUAGAGCUCACACUCUCAUUCCCACCACAGAUCCGCAGGGCCAUCCAGCAGCUGCUGUUUCACAAAAAGGAUUUCAGCUGGGUCCGCCAUGUCAUCAUUGCCUGCUGCCUCCUCGUUAUUGUCAACCUUCUUGUCAUCUUCGUGCCAAACAUCAAGGACAUUUUUGGAGUCAUUGGUAUGUAUGACCUGUCUUAGGAAGGCGUAGCAGAGGGGCUCGGGGCUGGGCUUCACCUUAACAUUCAUGACGGGAUCAGCAACCUCACAAGCUGUUUUUAAAAACUGGAUAUUGGGUGCCUGGAAGUGAGCAGGGUUUAGCAUGCGGCAGUGAGUUUUAGAGUUUGUGGAUGGGGAACCUCGCAUUUGUGUCUAAUGAUAACCGUUGUGUGUGUGGAUUGUUUUUUUUAUAUAUAAACAUAUCAUUUCCAACAAUCAUUUAACAUAACUUCUUAUCUUAUACAACAUUUUAUGCUUCCGUCAACAACCUCUGAUGAUUUUCCGUUCUUUAUCACUUACUCUGCAUUUCUUAAUUUCUCUAUUACUCUUAAUUAUCAUUAACUAAUAAUUCUCCUCAUAAUCUUUCUUGCAAUAUUUCAAAUAGUCCUCCUUACAGAACCUCUUGCAGUCCUACUAGCGUAAUAUGUUCAUUACAAUUGCUUUUCAAAUAGUUCAUAUAUUUACUCCAGUCUUCUAAGAAUCUCUGGUCCCGCAGGUUUCGAAUCCUUCAUGUUAAUUUAUCUAAUUCUGCAUAGUCCAUUAAUUUCACCCGCCGUUCUUCUUUCGUCGGUAGUUCUUCUUGCUUCCAUUUUUGUGCCAAUAAGUGUGUGUAGAUUGUUGGAGCAGCUGGGAUGGGUGAUUUUCUUGAGAUCAUGCCGGGGAGGGAAUGGUGUCCUGUUUUGGAGAGUCUCUUAAAGGAUUGACCCUCUGACCUGGAGACUGGGACUCAUUCUUUGCUCCUUGGUAUGGUCUGCUCCCUGAGCUGUUGGACUGGCAAGGUGACAUGGGAAGCCUUUGGUUCCUUCGCGGGGGGUGGGGGGUGGAAUGUGCCUUUGAGAGCCCUGGUGCUGCAGAACCUGAUUUCAGGGGCUACUGUCUGCCAGACUCUGAUUCAGGGAUCCUUUGAUCACCAACAUCAGACUCAGAGUCAGGAUGUGAUGCUGCUUUGAAUGUAUGGCAGAGAUGUUAACCUAGGAUACCCAAGAAUAUGUUCCCUUUUCUGACUCUUCCCGCCUCAGGAGCCACAUCGGCCCCCAGCCUCAUCUUCAUCCUCCCAAGCAUCUUCUACAUCCGCAUUAUCCCCAACGAGAAAGAGCCUCUGAGAUCCAGAUCCAAAAUCCAGGUACCAGAUGCUGGCCAGUGGGUGGGAAUGUGAGAGGCCCCAUUAGAGGGAAGGGAAAGUGGUUCAACGUGGUAAGCCAAAGGAAAUGGGGGCAGGAGCUCAGUCAAGGAUGAGAUGAGCCCAUGGGAGGCCAGGUGAAAGUGUAGCUGCUCCAAGCUUUUCUUGGCUGAAAAUGCAUUUAUUUGUAUCCUGCUUUUCAGACAGUUCACCUCCAUUAAAAGAGAGAGAGAGAGAGAGAGAGAGAGAGAGAGAGAAGCCCUGUCGAUGAGCAAAGAUAUACAAGGGAAGGGAAUAGGUAGCAUAGCUGUCAACUUUUCCCUUUUCUUGCGAGGAAUCCUAUUCGGAAUAAGGGAAUUUCCCUUUUAAAAAGGGAAACAUUGACAGCUAUGCUAGGUAGAGAGGAAGGGGAUUCAAGCUAAGAUUGAGCUAAGGUGGCAAGAGAACAGCUUGGGGGUUCUAGGCUGUGGGAGACACCUGUUCACCCAUGAAACUUCCAAGCCUAGUUGGUUGAAGACAUGCAAUUGGUCCGCCACUCCUUCUAGCUGCCCAUAAAAAAUCAUUUUAGCAAUUGUCAACAAAAUCACAGCUGGUUUUCAAGUCUCACUGAGACUCCUUAGACACCGUAGUAAGGCAUGUAAAAGGUAUAUAUAAAAGGUAGAAUGUACCAUAUAAAAGGUAGAAUGAGGCUGAAUCCAAGAACUAACAUGGCAAGUGGGAUACUCAUUUCCAAGUAGGGGGAUAGUCCCCUCUUUCCCUCCCUAUUUAGAACAUGCAGCCCCUCCCUCUCUCCCCACUGAAGCUUGCAAGGUACUGUAUUUUUUGCUCUAUUAGACACAUUUUUCCCUCCUAAAAAGUAAGGGGAAAUGUGUGUGCGCCUUAUGGCGCGAAUGCAGGCUGCGCAGCUAUCCCAGAAGCCAGAACAGCAAGAGGGAUCGCUGCGCAGUGGUCCCUCUUGCUGUUCUGGCUUCUGGGAUUCAGAAUAUUUUUUUUCCUGUUUUCCUCAUCCAAAAACUAGGUGCGUCUUAUGUCUGGUGCAUCUUAGAGAGCGAAAAAUACAGUAAUUGGAACUGGACGGCGGGUAUCAUGCCUUCCUCUUUGUCCUUCACAGGCUGCCUGCUUUGCUGCCCUUGGCUUCGUUUUCAUGGUGAUGAGCCUGAGUUUCAUCAUUGUCGACUGGGUAACGACAGGGAAGAGCAGCGGAGUGGGGCACUAACCCCCUCCGUCCCCCCAAAGACACAGUGGUUCUUACCAGGGAGGACCAUUUCCUGACAGAGACGUGCCAUUGCCCCCUCCUGUUCACCCUCGCUCAUCCUGGAACGACACCUCCUGUCCAUCGCUGUGGGGAAGUGACGGAAGGAACCCUUCGUGGUCAUGACAAAGUAACCUGGAACGGCAUGGGUGGGGAGCUUCUCUUUGGCCCUUCUGGGCUCUGGGGCCACGAAACAGGUGAUCAGAAAGAGGCUGCCCGUUGCCACGGAGCUAGCAUAAGCUCUCCUCGUUGGUCAGUUUUGGUGCUAUGACAACACAAGUGACCGUUACAUGCUUUCAGCUCCUAUGGUAGGAGCACAGAGCUCCUGGCCUUCUUUUCCUCUUUGGCGGUCAGGCCGUGGCCAGCCAUUGCUUGUCACAGCAAAACUGCAUGGAGUUUUGGGUUUACACUUUUUUGUGGGGGGCGGGGGUGGGUCCAGGAUAAUAGCGCUCUCUCGCACGCUCUCUGUCUCAGCAUUUCGUCAUCGUUGCCAUUACGGGAGGAUACUCUGGGCGUCCCUCUUUUGUCAUUGCAGCAGUGGUGCCCGGCUGUCUCCUGUGUCUUGUUGCCAAGCAUGCAAACGGGCUCCUGCUCUUUUUGCUGCCAUGGGGGCAGAGCCUCCACCUCACUUCUCUAUUCCUCUGCCUGGUACCAACUAUGCCCGCUGUGCCUGGGGGGUUGUGGCCCCAAGUUGGAGUGCCAAAAGCCAACGGUGCCCCUAGUGGACAAUCUAAUUUAUUUGCUCAUAUUUAAUUUGGACCUAGGGACGCGGGUGGCGCUGCGGGUUAAACCGCAGAGCCUAGGACUUGCCGAUCAGAAGGUUGGCGGUUCGAAUCCCCACGACGGGGUGAGCUCCUGUUGUUCGGUCCCUGCUCCUGCCAACCUAGCAGUUCGAAAGCACUUCAAAUUGCAAGUAGAUAAAUAGGUACCGCUCUGGCGGGAAGGUAAACGGCGUUUCCGUGUGCUGCUCUGGUUCGCCAGAAGUGGCUUAGUCCUGCUGGCCACAUGACCCGGAAGCUGUAUGCCGGCUCCCUCGGCCAAUAAAGCGAGAUGAGCGCCGCAAUCCCAGAGUCGGCCACGACUGGGCCUAAUGGUCAGGGGUCCCUGGACCUAACUUGGACCUAAUUUGGACCUAAUUUGGACCUGGCUACCAGACCAAAGAUUACAAAGAUAACCACCCUGGUGUCGUCAUACUUGGUGUCAGGGUUUCUGUUUUUUUCCUGAUAGGCCCGAGGUCUGGGGUGUUGAAACGAGGGAGGGUGGGCAGACUGGACUCCUGGGCACCCUCUUCCCAGCUCUUAGGUGGAUGUGGUGUUACAGCAGGAGGUUUGGAAACAAGGUGUUGAAGGUAGCAGGAGGGAACUGGCUUGGUGGAGUCCCCUCAUCUCGUUGCUUAGGAGAAGGUCCUUGUGCUGUCCUGUUGCAGAGCAAUGUUGGAUUUCUCCUAAGGCCACCCAGGAAAGAUUAAUUCUUCUUAAUACUGAAAUGCUGCCAGGUUGAUUCCCUUUGGAAAACUCCCUGGGCUACACUAUUGACUAUCCUUACAUUAGGUUGGGGCUUCUCUCGUUUGCCCUUUUCAGGGCUCCUGAGGCAGCUUUUCCGCAGCACAAUGCAUUGUAAUUGACACUAAUGUACAGCGAGCAAGAAAAGGUCCGGCUGAUGGACAAUUCAAGCAAACCAAGGAGAAAUGUUUACGCUACGGGUACUUCCGUAUUAGGACCUUAGUAUGGACCUUUGUUUACGAGCUUUUCAUGGCAAAUCUACAUGAUGGCAUCGUCAAAUUGUCUUCCUUCUGCAAUUUUUACCUAUGCAACUUCCUUCUGUCUUCUUUCAGACUACAGGUUUUUUUUAAAAAAAUUAAAACAGGAUUGUAGGGCAGUCUUUACACUUGCGGAUCACCUUAAGCACUAUUUUUCCACCUGCUAUAAAGAUGCCAUUGUGACCUUUCUGGUCUGUGACAUUUUAGUCAGCUGUCAAUCUUCUAAUUUGCUCCUUCUGCCUAUGCUCUUUUUAAAAAAUUAAAAUAGUUACGCAAAAGCACUUAAAUGAAAAAGGUACUUUAGUGUUGUUGGUUUUUUAAAAACAAAACCAGACGCCACACACUGCCAUUCUCCUUUUCGUAUUCAGUGCCGUUUGAUUUCUUUGGUGUUGUUUUUAAUUUAGUUUUUUUCUUACUUUAUAACACUGAAGUGAUCUUGCAACGACGCUGAAUUUUUACAAAGCACUUUAGCCCGUAUCUUUUACAAAAAUGAUUCAAGAAUCAAUUGGAGGCAAUUGCUGUAAGAUGCUAUUCUCGGGUGAAUUGUUGCUCCCUUUUUUGUAUGGUUGUGUUAGGUGUAAACAGAACAUGCGCAGAAAUUGCAAUUUCCUCCCCCUCCAAAGCACGGGAAGCCCAUUGCAGUUCUGCAUGCAGCUUAAAGCAGAAGUGCUUGGUCAGUGUUGAGAGCCACCAGCCUGUAAGUACCGUAUUUUUCGCCCUAUAGGACACACUUUUCCCCCUCCAAAAAUGAAGGGGAAAUGUUUGUGCGUCCUAUGGGGCGAAUGCAGGCUUUCGCUGAAGCCUGGAGAGUGAGAGGCGUCGGUGCGCACCGAACCCUCUCGCUCUCCAGGCUUCAGGAAGCUAUCCGCAAGCUUUGCGAGCCCGGUGGGAGUUCCCGCGGGCUCACAAGGCUUGCGGGCAGCAGCCUGCAGCCCGAAGCACGGGGCGCGCUCCGGAGGGUGCCCCGUGCUUCACGCAGAUGUCCACAAGCCUUGCGAGUCCGGCGGGAGUUGCCGCCAGGCUCGCAAGGCUUGUAGAUAGCAGCCUGUUCUGGGGGCUGGGGUCGGAAAUAAUUUUUUUUUAAUUUAUUUCCCCCCCCCAAAAAACGAGGUGCGCCCUAUGGGCCAGUGCGCCCUAUAGGGUGAAAAAUACAGUACCUUAUGAUCUUUCCCCAUUCCAUGCCAUUUCCUCCUCUUCCUGCACCCUUUCCUCCAGCCUGGAAUCCUUUCUUCAUUUUCUCUUUGAACCUUGUUGCAAAACCACAGCAGAGAGCUGAACUACAGCCUGCUAGAGCCCCGAUGUAUUUUGCCAGUUGGGUCAGAGCAGUCCCUACGGGGUGGCAUGGCCGUUCUCAGACAGUGGUGUUUUAAAGGCAGCAAAUUACCAACUAUAGCCUUCAUUUCUGCCGGUGUGCCAGAGGGGAAAGGGGAUUGCGCCCAGUGUGUAUUACACACUGGACGUUUAGCGUCAAGGUGAAAUGAAGCAGUGAAAGGGAAACUGGGGUUCCAUCCUCUUCUGUCGAAUUCCCUUUGCCCGUCUGGCAAAGAACUGUGCCAGGGCAGUUUUCUAGAUCUGGAACCUUCUCCACUUCAGUGUCCUGUCUCUUCUUUCUUCUCCAUUUAUUUUGUCUUUUCCUCCUCAUUUGUCCACCCCUUUUUUACACAGAUAUCAGAAAUCAUCCUGGCCUCCGUGCCAGUACCCAAGGAUGCUGCCGUUACCAUGGUGACAACGCUUCCUUUAUUUCUCCAUGUAUUAAUGUACCUUUGAGUGGUGCUGUGCGAGUGUUGAACUAGUUGUGGCCGUGCCUUGCUAUUGCUGGUGGGUGGCAAUCUGUAAAGGCUGGUCAGCAGCCGCAACUGGUAACCACUUAGAAUCAUGGACUUGAAAGGGAUCUCAAAAGAUAAUCUAGUUCAGUGUGAUGCAGGAAAUCCACUGCUGUGGCACCUCUGAUAAGUGACUGUCCUGCAUCUCCUUUGGAACCUCUUAAGAAAGGAGAGUACACUAUGUUCCAAGGCAGCAUGGGGACAGCUUGUAUGGUCAGGAAGUUCUUAACGUUUAGUCAAAAAUCCUCAUUUUUGUUUUUGAAUUCUCUGGUUUGGAUCCUACCUUCUGGAGUGACAGGCAACAAAUUAAUUUCAUCAUCUAUGGGUGAUAGAACUAAUUCAUGCCUUCCAAAUACUUGAAGGUGGCUAGCAGAUUGCCUUCUAUGUACAGUGGUACCUCGGGUUACAGACACUUUGGAUUACAGACGCUUUGUGUUACAAACUCCACUAACCAGGAAGUAGUUGUUCCAGGUUAAGAAAUUUACCCCAGGACAAGAACAGAAAUUGCAUGCCAGCGGCAGCGGGAGGCCCCAUUAGCAAAAGCACGCUUCAGGUUAAGAACCAUUUCAGGUUGAGAAUGGACCUCUGGAACGAAUUAAGUUCUCAACCCAAGGUACCACUGUACUGUGGAGAUGGUGGUCACCACAUCUCAGGGAUGGCAAACCAGACAUUGCUGGACUGCAACUCCCAUCACCCCGAUGGUUGCCCUUACUGGCUGGAGUAGGUGGGAGUUGGGGACAGAUACCCCAUCCCAAGCCUAUCACCACAUGUUCCCAGGCUUGAUUUGAAAAUAGUACAUGAUGAUAAAUCUCCCCUGGACCACGUUUCCUCUAUCAUCAAUAAUAAGCCAUCAGUAACAUAUCUAACACCAAUGUUUUAGAUGCAUUAAACUAUAUCUGCUUCUUGUACCUGCCUCCAUUAACUUAACGGCAAUCUUGGGAGCUCAAUAUUUUCUAUUUUCUAUUUCUUUCUAGCUUUUCUUCUUCUUUUAAUUGGACAGAUUGGGAACUGAGAUCUUUGGUGGCUUAGUUUAAUGGUCUUGUCUCACUUUCUUUUUUUGGUAAAUCUUAUUUAUUGAUUUUGCACACACAAAAAGCAAGAAAAAAGCAAAACAAAAAAGACCAUAAAUUAUCCAUUGAUUUCCCAUCCUCCCCGUCCAUGGUUUCAAUAUUUACCUUUAGAUGUGGCAUAUUUCGCAUAUCCUAUUCAAUGCAUACAUUUUAACCUAUUUAUCUCAAUAAUUAACGCUGACGCUCAUAUUUCAAGUCCUGCUCGCGUUUUCAUCUUGCUAUAAUAGUUCUUUAAAUGCUCAACAAAAGGUCUCCAGUCCUCAAGGAAUUUUCCAUCAUUUGGUCUCUAAUCUUUGCUGUUAAUCUUGCCAGUUCUGCAUACUCCAUUGUUUUCAAAAGCCAAUCUUCCUUUGUUGGAACCUCUCCUUCUUUCUAUCUUUGGUCUUUGGGCAUACAAUAUUUGUGCUCCUGUUGUUAUAUACAUAAAUAAGUUAGCCAAUUCUUUUGAUACAUCGUUAUUUAUAAUUCCUAAAAGAACAGCUUUGGGUUUCUUGGGAAACGAUCAACUUGAACAUCUUUUUAAUCUCAUUAUAUAUCAUUUUGCAAUAGUCUUGACUCAAUUUCAUUAGAGUUGUGCAUUCUCUUAACAGAUACCAUGACGUGCCAUGUAAUUCCUGCUGCUAUAUUACCUAAUUUGGGGAGGGAGGACUUUUUAAGAAUCAUAAGAGUUGCAGAGAACCUCAUUUAAUCUUUUGCUUAGUGUAGGAAACCCAGAGAUCUAGAACAUCUCUCAUCAGAUGACUGUCUCUGCUUGAAGACUUCCAGCCAGAGAGCCUGCCCCAUUGGUUCCAUUGUCAAAGUGCUUUUGCUUCCAAGAGGUUUCUCCUAAUGUUAACCCAAAAUCUACCCUCCUGUAACUUAAGCCCCUGAUAUCUAGUCCUGUUCUUUAGGACUUCAGUCUUCGUCCUAUUCCUGUGAGCAUAACAUGUAUGCCCAAGUUGUUACUUACUAUUCACAUGGCACCAUCAAUGUACUUGGUGUAACCUAAGCAAUAAUAAUAAUAAAAUAGGUCCCUGCCACAAAGAGCUUACAAAUACAGGAUUUAGAUUAAAUCGGAAAUGAUUAAGCUAGCAAUAUUAGGGUUCCUACACCUUGCAGAAGGAGGGGUUUUUAUCAGAGGUUUCUUGCAUACUCAGAUGUUAUAAAAGCCGGGACAGCUAUAUCUGCCAAAAUACCUACACAACUUUUUUAAAGUACAGUGGUGCUUCAGGUUACAAACGCUUCAGGUUACAGACUCCACUAACCCAGAAGUAGUACCUCGGGUUAAGAAAUUUACUUCAGGAUGAGAACAGAACAGAGAACAGAAAUAGUGUGGCCCCAUUAGCUAAAGCGGUACCUUGGGUUAAGAGCACUUUCAGGUUAAAAAUGGACCUCCAGAACGAAUUACGUUCUUAACUAGAGGUACCACUGUACAAGAACUCUAAUGAUGAAAGACUGGCCAUUCCCAGGUUAACAGGGUAGUCUUGUGCAUGUGAAGUAAGCUUCAUUUAGUUCCAAGGGACUUACUACUAAGUAUGGUUGCAUAGGAUUGCACAUAAACUACCGUAUUUUUCGCCCUAUAGGACGUACUUUCCCCCUCCAAAUAUGAAGGGGAAAUGUGUGUGCGUCCUAUGGGGCGAAUGCAGGCUUUUGCUGAAGCCUGGAGAGCGAGAGGGGUCGGUGCACACCGAACCCUCUCGCUCUCCAGGCUUCAGGAAGCUAUCCGCAAGCCUUGGGAGCCCGGUGGAACUUCCCGCCGGGUUCCCAAGGCUUGUGGACAGCAGCCUGCAGCCCGAAACCUGGGGAGCACAGUGGAGCGCACUUCGGGCAGCUCUCCGCAAGCCUUGGGAGCCCAGUGGGACUUCCCGCCGGGUUCCCAAGGCUUGUGGAUAGCAGCCUGUUCUGGGGGAUGGGGUCGGGGGAAGCUCGGGCUUCCCCAGCCCCGCGCCUGGGGGGGAAAUAAUUUUUUUUCUUUAUCUCCCCCCCCCAAAAAAAAAUCUAGGUGGGCCCUAUGGGCUGGUGCGCCCUAUAGGGCAAAAAAUACGGUACUUUCCAGAUCUGAAAGAGCCCACAACUCUGUGAUCCACCUGCAAAGCGUCCCUGGGGACAGAGCUUCUAAGUAGAAGUAUAAUUAUCACGGAUCUUCUCAUACAGUGAUAAGAAUUGUCGAUUCUUGUGGGCACCCUACCCGUCCUGUUCCAUUUUACCUCCACAAUAUACUUUUAUUUGGGGCAGUCUUUAGCAAAUGGGUGUUCUGGCUAGAGGUUUUCUUCUGAGUUUGCCUUCCAGUUUGUGUUGUUUUCACUUCCUUUGUGCACAGGUUGCCUCUGUCUACCCAGAGCCCCUCCAUAUGGACGUUUUAUCACAGGUGUGUUCUGUUGCAUGCUCUUGACACAGUAAUGCAUUAACAGUGGAUUUUUCCUGCUUUAGUUUCUUGCGUGAUGCUUGCCCAGCGCAACCACAUUUUUGCCACAAAUAACCUAUAACACAUCAGUUGUGGUAUAAACAGUUGUGGGAUUUCAGCAGGAAGUUAUGGGAUACUCACUGAUUGGAAAUGAAGCAGCGUGACCACCCCAAAAUUUUUGCAGGCACACACAGUAUUGAUUCUGUACAACCACAAAUAAUAAUGAAUGCACAGUAAAACGGAUGCCUUGGGCCAGGUUAAGUUGUAUGUACUGUUCCUAUCGGAUGACCUCAACAUGUGGACCUAUUUAACAGAAACUUGUUACAGUACUUGAUCUACUACACACAUGUUUGCUAGUAUGUAUACUCAGCUUUGAAAUCCUGAAACUGUACAGUGUUUGGGAGCUUUGGAAAUGCACACUUUGAAGUGAAGAUUUCCAUACAAGUGGUGUCCUCUCCUGAAACCAGUGGUAACCAUGGCUGCUUGCUGUCCAUCCCACUCAAGGGGGAGCUACUUGUCCACACAACAUAGUCUACCUGAUUUCAUCUGACAUAUAUUGCGGAACACGUCCUGCAUCGCUUCAAAAGCCAUGCCACUGCUACUUCUAGGUGCCCAGUGGUGACCUAGAGGCCUCCCGAAACCUAUGUCUCUUUUCACCCAAGGAGUGUUGUAUAUUUUGCCCUUGAGGUGUUCGCCAUCCCAUUGCUGAGUCCACCAGAUGGUCAUUUUGAAACACCAGAGGAGAGAAGAAGCCUAUCACAGUUGUCUAGACCAGUGGUUUUCAACCAGUGUGCCGUGGCACCCUGAGGUGCCUUGAAUGGUGGUCAGGGGUGCCAUGGGCAACACUAGCCUCCGUCCCUCUUUCCUUCCCUCCCUCUUCUGAUGCCCUCUUGUUUAAGGUUGCCAGACGUCUCUGUUUCCCAGGGACAGUCCUUGGAUUUACAAAUCAGUCCCCAUACAAAAUCCACUGAAGUUGAAAAGUGUCCUGGGAUUCAUUGAAAAAAUCUGGUAACCUUACUCUUGUUUCUCUGCCUCUCAAAGGCUUGCACAGCUGUUUGUUGCAGCAGCCCUGGCUGCAAGCUCCCCAGGCGAAUGGUGCCUCUGGGGCUGGCCGGGGGGCUGGUUGCCAGGAGCUGAGGCAGCCUCGGAGUAAGCAAUCGGGCAAGGGAGCCCAUUCAGCCAGUCCACCAGCCCUUGCUGUUGGGAAUGGGCAGAGAAAUGGGAGGCCUGGCAGGCAGUGGAUGCACUGGCCUUUCUUGUGCUUGCUGUGUGAAAGGCCUGCAUGGGAGGCUGAAUGCCUGGUGCUGAAGGAAGCCUUUCCACCUUGCAGGCCUGGCAGCACCCACUGCUGCCUCCCCAGGUAAGGUGCUGGCCUCACAUUCACCUUUGGCCAGUCUCUGUUGAGCCACUAAGGCAGGGGACAUCCUCUUCCCAGGCCCCUGUGGGGCAGUGUGAGAAGGCACCUCUCUUUGGGGCAGAUGGGGCAUCUCAGAGACCAAGGGCAGGGGCAGUGGCUGCCCAGAGGUCUUCCAAGGAGAGUGGAGAGGAGGCUGAGGGAACCCUCCACAAGGGAGGGUAUUUGAAAAAGGGUGAGAGGCUGCCAGCUCUGCAGGGAAAGGGUGACAGAACUGGGCUCCUGAGCCCCACAGGGGUGCCACAGAAAGAACGUACAGUGGUACCUUGGGUUACAGAUGCUUCAGGUUACAGACUCCGCUAACCCAGAAAUAGUACCUCGGGUUAAGAACUUUGCUUCAGGAUGAGAACAGAAAUUGCAGUGUGGCGACAGUGGGAGGCCCCAUUAGCUAAAGUGGUACCUCAGGUUAAGAACAGUUUCAGGUUAAGAACACCUGCAGAACGAAUUAAGUUCUUAAUCUGAGGUACCACUGUAGUUGGUCAAGGGAGCCGCGGACACAAGAAGGUUGAAAACCUCUGGCCUAGAUAGUAGUUGCUGCCUUCUUCCAGGUCUAGUUAGACUGGGACCAGAAGCAAGGAGAAUGCGAGAUAGGGCACCUGGCUGAGAGCAUCCACCUGUACUGAGCCAAUCACCCGGAUGGAGGAUCCAUUUGUACCAUUGAUGGGAUAGGCCUCUCUCUCACACUUUACCUGUUCAGAUCCCCACCUUUAUUUUUCUCCCAGCUUCAUACGUAUAUCUCACUACCAACGCACCUUCCCCACUCGCGUCCAGGUGACCUCUUAACUUUCUGUCCUUCCCUUCUCCCCGUGUCUGAAAAUCUCUGGAAGUUUUUUACGUAGACUCAAGGGCUCUGUUUCUGCUUGGGGGUAGGGGAGGGAUUUGGAUUUAAGGGAGGAGGGAACACAAAUUCAAAAUGUGAAAUGGAUGUAAGGACACAGUAUUUGUAUAAUUUUGGAAUUCAAUAAAGAAUGACUGACUUUCCAUUGAGGCAGUCUGAAUGCUUUUA
Messenger RNA from Podarcis lilfordi (Lilford's wall lizard), 54377 nucleotides. The record is from the annotation of a GenBank genome assembly. Lineage: Eukaryota; Metazoa; Chordata; Lepidosauria; Squamata; Lacertidae.